UUUUUUUUGUGCCGCGGCGGCCGGGCGGCCCUCCUCCCUCAGCCGCCGCCAUUAACCAUUCUCGUCCCGGGCUUCAGCGGAGGCGAGUCUGGUCUCGCCCGGCAUGGAGAGCGGCCCCCUGGCUGAGAAGCCCCCUCUGAGGAGGAAGGGGAGGCGGCGGCGGCAGCAGCAGCAGCAAGCGGCGAGGCCCGGCGCCGCCGCCGCCGCGGGAGGAGCGCCUGUGAGGAGAAGCGACGGAGGCGCGCCUCUCCUCGAGACCCCCGGAGGGGCCCGGCAGGCCGCCGCCUCCUCCUCCUCCUUCUCCUCAGCCGCCUCCUCAGCUUCCUGCGGGCGGUAAGUGCCCCCUCCCACCCCCACCCCCCUGGGUCCUUAGGGUGAGGGGCGGGUGACGAAUAAAUCCACGGUAAUAGGAAUAAUAGUAAUCGACGGGGGGGGGGGGCGGGCGGUAUGAGGUGCUGGGGAUGCUGACCCCCUCCCCAAUAUUAUUCGCUUCAAAAGGUGGGGGGCGUAAGAGCCUUCAGCCCCCUCCCCGUCACAGGGACGAUCCGAUUGCAUCAUCACCACCAUUAUUGAUUAUUGUACUAUUCAACCCCAGGCCCAGUUUCCUCCCUGAAAAAGGGGAGGGGGGUGGUAUGAGAUAAAGCUGAGAACCUGCAGAGGGGUCCCCCCUCCCCCACGGCACACCUGUUAAAGGGAUGAGUCCAGUACAAUCUUAUUCGCAUUGCUGUGUGGAAGACAGUCUUACUCAGCUACAAGUGACUGCCAAAGAAGAAGAUUACCAUUAUUAUUAUUAUUAGUAGUAGUAGUAAUAGUAGUAGUAAUAUUAGUGUUAUUGAUGCCCAGCCCCAGCUUUCUACCUGAAAAGGGCAUGGAGGGUGGUCUGAGAUGAAGCUGAGAACCUGCAGAGGGGUCCCCCCUCCCCCACGGCACACCUGUUAAAGGGAUGAGUCCAGUGCAAUCUUAUUCGCAUUGCUGUAUGGAAGACAAUCUGACUCAGCUAGGAGUGAUCGCCAAAGAAGAAGAUUACCAUUAUUAUUAUUAGUAGUAGUACUAAUAGUAGUAGUAGUAGUGUUAUUGAUGCCCAGCCCCAGCUUUCUACCUGAAAAGGGGAUGGAGGGUGGUCUGAGAUGAAGCUGAGAACCUGCAGAGGGGUCCUCCCUCCCCCAUGGCUCACCUGUUAAAGGGAUGAGUCCAGUACCAUCUUAUUCGCAUUGCUGUGCGGAAGACAGUCUUACUCAGCUACAAGUGAUUGCCAAAGAAGAAGAUUACCGUUAUUAUUAUUAUUAUUAGUAGUAGUAAUAGUAGUAGUAAUAUUAGUGUUAUUGAUGUCCAGCCCCAGCUUUCUACCUGAAAAGGGGAUGGAGGGUGGUCUGAGAUGAAGCUGAGAACCUGCAGAGGGGUCUCCCCUCCCCCACGGCACACCUGUUAAAGGGAUGAGUCCAGUACAAUCUUAUUUGCACUGCUGUAUGCCAUCAUCAUUAUUAUUAGUAGUAUUAGUGUUAUUGAUGUCCAGCCCCAGCUUUCUACCUGAAAAGGGGAUGGAGGGUGGUCUGAGAUGAAGCUGAGAACCUGCAGAGGGGUCUCCCCUCCCCCACGGCACACCUGUUAAAGGGAUGAGUCCAGUACCAUCUUAUUCGCAUUGCUGUGUGGAAGACAGUCUUACUCAGCUACAAGUGAUUGCCAAAGAAGAUUACCCUUAUUAUUAUUAUUAGUAGUAGUAAUAGUAGUAGUAAUAUUAGUGUUAUUGAUGUCCAGCCCCAGCUUUCUACCUGAAAAGGGGAUGGAGGGUGGUCUGAGAUGAAGCUGAGAACCUGUAGAGGGGUCCCCUCUCCCCCACGACACACCUGAUAAAGGGAUGAGUCUAGUACAAUAUUAUUCGCAUUGCUGUAUGCCAUUAUUAUUAUUAGUAGUAGUAUUAGUGUUAUUGAUGUCCAGCCCCAGCUUUCUACCUGAAAAGGGGAUGGAGGGGGGUCUGAGAUGAAGCUGAGAACCUGCAGAGGGGUCUCCCCUCCCCCACGGCACACUUGUUAAAGGGAUGAGUCCAGUACAAUUUAUUCGCACUGCUGUAUGGAAGACAAUCUUACUCAGCUACGAGUGAUCGCCAAAGAAGAUUACCAUUAUUAUUUUUAUUAUUGGUAGUAGUAGUAGUAGUAGUAUUAGUGUUAUUGAUGCCCAGACUCAGCUUUCUACCUGAAAAGGGGACGGAGAGGGUCUGACAUAAAGUGUGAGAACCUGCAGGGCCCCCCACCUGUUAAAGGGAUGAGCCCCUAUUCGUAUUAUAUCCUUGUAUCGUCAUGAGUUGAGUGAGUUCGUAUUGUAUUGUUGUAUCGUUAUUAUCACACACACACACACCCCUGCCCUCAUCUAAAAGGAUUUCGAGCUGCCACUGCACUCAAAUAAAAGAAAAUGAAUGGCGGGUGAAGAAGCAGAGCAAAUGCAACAGUCCCCUAUUGCACCACCCAUAGCAGUAUGGCAAAAAAUCCUAAAAUCAGAGUGACAUAGCCAGCCAGCCGGAUUUUUGAAGUGGGCACUUGAUAUGUGAUGUGUGUGGUUUAAAAAAAUAAUGACACAGCAAGCAUCCGUAAGAACACAAGAGCGCUGCUGGAUUACAGCAGAAAUCCAUCUCAUUCUGCAUCCUGUCACCCACAAAAGCCAGCCAGAUCUGUCCCACCCCACCCCUGGGAAGGUCAAAAAGAGGGCAUAAACUCAAUUGUAUUGCUCCCCGGCAACUGGCAAAACUGCAUGUUUUAGAUUAAUGCCUAAGGGACCUUUCCCGAUGACACAGAAACUGUUUAUGCAGUGUGUUAAAGGUGCAAGUCUUUUCCCUGCCUCUCAAGAUGUGUGCCCAUUGAGGGGUAGUUAAUGCCGCAGAAGACAGAAUCGGAUUCAAGAUGACCUUAACAGAUUGCAGAACUGGGCCCAAGCUAACAAAAUGAAUUUCAGUAGGGACAAAUGUAAGGCUCUACACUUAAAGCAGUAAGAACCAGCUGCACAAAUAUAAGAUAGGGGACACCUGGCUUACCAGUACUAUUGUUGUUAUUACUAUUAAUUCAAUUUAUUUACCACCCUUUAUCAGGGCGGUGUACAACAUUAGAAACAUAUUACACAAAAUCAAUGAUAAAAUCAUAAUAAAAAGUAAAAUAAUAAUAAUAACAAGAUAAUAAUCAUCCCCCACACUUUUGCAGGCCAUAGAUUAUUUAAUAACCGUAGGCCUGGGUAAAGAAGAUUGAUUUUGCCUGGUGUCUGAAGACAUGUAAUGAUCUCUGGGGAGAGCAUUCCACAGAUGGUGAGCCACCACAGAAAAGGCCUGUUUUCUUGUUGCAACCCUCUGAACCUCUCUGGGAGAGGGGACAUGCAGGGUCUGGGUUGGUUUGUAUGGGGAGAGGCGGUCCUUAAGGUGUUGAGGUCCUGAGCUCUGUAAGCACAUUUAUAUGUGAAAAGGAUCUGGGGAUCUUAGUGGACCAUAAGCUUAAUGUGAGUCAACAGGGUCAUGCAGCAUCACAAAAAGUGGAUGCUAUUCUAGGCUGCAUCAACAGAAGUACACUGUCCAGAUCAAGGGAAGUCAUAGUACCACUCUAUUCUGCAUUGGUCAGACCACACUUGGAAUACUGUGUCCAGUUCUGGGUGCCGCAAUUUAAGAAGGAUAUUGACAAGCUGGAAUGUGUGCAGAGGAGGGCGAUCAAGAUGAUCAAGGGUCUGGAAACCAAGCCUUAUGAGGAGGAGGAGGAGCUGGGUGUAUUUAGCCUGAAAAAGAAGAGACAGAGGUGACAUGAGAGCCAUCUUCAGAUUAUCUGAAGGGCUGUCACAUGGAAGAUGGAGUGAAGUUGUUUUCAGCUGCUCCAGAGAGUAGAACUCAAACCAAUGGCUUCAGAUGACAAGAAAGGAGAUUCUGACAACCAUCAGGAAGAACUUUCUGACAGUAAGAGCCGUUUGACAGUGGAACGGACUACCUUGGAAGGCUGUGGACUCUCCUUCUUUGGAGGUUUUUUAACAGAGAUUGGUUAGCCUUGUGUCAGGGAUUCCUUAGCUGUGAUUCCUGCAUUACAGGGGGUUGGAAUAGAUGACCCUUGGGGGUCUCUUCCAUCUCUGCAAUUCUGUGAUUCUAUCAACAACCCGGGCAAGCAUCACUCACAUUCCAUUCAAAACAGUUCAUUAUUCAUUUUUUGGAUUUAUAUACUGCUUUUCUGCUCAGGCACGUCAGGCAGUUUUUAAGUUUAGCACUAAAAUGGCUGCGUUAUAUAAAAUGAAGUUCAACAUAUUCCUCUCAUGCUAACUGGGAACUGAUAGAAUUUACGCUUGCUGCCCUGGCCUCCUUCUCUUCUCAGUUUAGGGAAGCUAGUUGUGUGGAAUGAUGCACGGGAUAAGUUUUUCUUGCAGACCUGAUAUUAUGUCUAAAUCCGACCUUAGGUCAGGUCUACUUAUGCAGCAGAAUGAGGUGGCAGAAUCAUGAUAGGAUAAAAUAGACUAUGUAAUUGCAGAUGAGGGAGUAAUCAAGUAACAAGCAAACACACUAGCACACUAAGGAGAAAAGAUCUAACCCAGCCUUCUCCCUGCUGUUGUGCUAGUUGUCUGCUAGUGGGGUGGAGUUUUUUUAUUUUAAAAACCAGGUCACAUUCAAAAUCUGACAACCUUCCUCUCCCCGCAGCCUAAAGUUGUGCAGUACAUUCUACCACUGCUAACCUUGACCUCAUAAUGUUGCAACGUGCAGAUGAAGCCUUUAACAUGCAACAUUUCCUUUAUUGCUAGAUGGCCUUCUACUAGCCUUUUAUUGUAACUUAUUUUAUUCAGCAGCCAGCAACAUACUUUUACUUAUUUCAAGUAGGUCAAGUUUUCUUGAGGCAUACAAGGACAAACAGGGUUGUUUUAAAGCAUUUCUGCCCUGGCCAAGAUUGCUCCCAUUGCACAGUACUUUAUACCAAUAGCUGGCUUAAUGGAGGCUAAAAAUUGAGUUGAUAGAGUUGGUCUCCAUUAUUGGAGCCAGUGAUGGGUAUGACAUCCUCUCUCUUGAAUUCUUACAUACCUUUUCAGAGGUCCUGGGAAAUUUUAAAUCAUGUCCAUUAAUUGGGAAGUGAGGAGAGCAGAAGCUCUCUAGGAGCUUAAGUUCAAUGCAGGCUUCCCCUUAAAUACAGAAUGUGUGAGAGACAGGUGGAGAGUUCAGGUGCUGCCUCUAAGGUGAAGGAAGGUGCCCUCACUCCUGCCAUUCCUAUUGAACGAUUCCAUGAUGUAAUAAUAAAGGUUAGCUGCCACUUAUGCCAGGGUAUUCUCAACUUCACAUAAUAUUUGGCCCCAAUCAAAUAGGCAGCCAGUUGACCAGCAUCCCAGCCCUACUCUGUGGAUGGACUGCCAACUGGCAGUGUUGAAAUGGGAUGAAACGUUUGUUGUUACUAAAAGGUAGGUCAAAGCUGGUAUAAAGUUAUUUUACACAAAUUCUGCAUUAGCAUUUAUGGGUUGCAGUGCUUGUGUCCUCUUUGUGUAAGCUAGGAGAACAUUAAAACCACUCGUCCAUUUUAUAGCAGAACUAUUCUAGGGUGAGAGAAAGUGACAAAACAGCUUUAGCAUUCUGCCAGCCAUUUUUGGAGCAAUCCUGUACAAGUUUACUAAUGGCAGAAUGUUUAAAGGUGGCUCAGAUAUGUGUACCAGAUGUGCUUUACUUUCCAAAUACACGGUGCUGGGAUUUUGAGUAUCAGUCUGUGGAACCCUCAAAAACAUGCAUUCUUGAGUCUGCAUCUUAACCAUUUUUCUGAAUCCCAGGUUUAAAGUGAGUCAAUAUUAAGUUUAAAAUGAGGCUGGUUAGUUGGUUGUUGAAACAUUGUAAGAUGAAGCACUGUUCCAAUGUCAUAUGGAAAAGAGUUGCCAGUGUCCAACCACUGCCCAGAACUCCACAAUACAAAUUUUAUCAUAAUAUUUCAGAGAGAUUCAAACCAGUUGUAGGCCUCUUUGUAAAUACACUUUGGGUAUACAGUGGUACCUCGGGUUACAUACGCUUCAGGUUACAGAUGCUUCAGGUUACAGACUCCGCUAACCCAGAAAUAUUACCUUGGGUUAAGAACUUUGCUUCAGGAUGAGAACAGAAAUCGUCCUCUGGCGGCGCGGCGGCAGCAGGAGGCCCCAUUAGCUAAAGUGGUGCUUCAGGUUAAGAACAGUUUCAGGUUAAGAACGGACCUCCGGGACGAAUUAAGUACUUAACCCAAGGUACCACUGUAUGUUAAGAAAUCAGCCCAUCCCUUCAAUUGCAUUUUGAAAUAUCCAACUUGCUGCUGCUGCUGCUUCUGUUUAUCCCAACUGAAUGUCUGUUGUAAUGAUGCAGAGAGGUUUUUUUAUACACUCAGGCUCUCACAUUGGGGCACUCCUUACAACCUCAAGCUCAAGGGCACAAAACUCCUUACAGAAAUUAACAAGGCAAGGCAGGGUGAGUGGGUGCAAUCCUUCCCUGAAGGACAUUUCAUGCAACACAAUACGAAGCAUGCUUAGUUGGAAGUAUAUAUCCCAUAGUAUUCAUUGGGGAUUAGUCCCAGGAGCCUUAAUUAGGGUGUAAAAUUACAAAAUAUAGCUCUAUUUAGCCCCUAAGUGCUCUGGAUGAUUGUUUCAGCAUAACUGAUUUUGUUUUUAUAGUCUGGACUUCCUUAGCUAUUCAGUCUCUCCUACCUAAUGUAAGGUGUAUGGUGUGAAAAUGACUUCCAACAGGAAAGCAUGGGGUGCAAGUUGUUCUUUUUAAACCUAGGAAGUGAGGCCUGACAAGCAGACCUAAGCGUUAUAGGCUUAGAUUUAACCAAUCCUUGAUGACUCUGUAAAUACAGUUCUUGAGACACGUAACAGUGCCAGCCUAGCUGUAGAGUGUUGACUGUAAGUCAGCUCCUGACCACUAGAUGCCAGUAGAUGAUAGUGAUAACUAUAAGAGACUAGGCGUUGUAAAAAUUAGCUGUAAUGUUAGCAGCCCCUGCCUGCAGUUUGCAGUGUAAACUAGGUAAGGCAGACAUGGUUUGGGAAGGCUAGAUGCAGAACAAAGCAGAAUUGGGUGCUGAACUCCUAAAAGAUGGGGAACUUGGGCCUUUUAAAAGGUUGUAGGAUUCCCACACCUGUCACCCCUUACUAUUCACCAUGCUGCCUAGGAAUGAGGGAGUCCAGUAACACCUUGAGGGCCACAGGUUUCCCAUCUCUUGGCUAGUAAAAGCAAAGGAGAGAACAUAUACUGAAAACCACAAAUUAUUACAAGGAAAAAUGUGUCUUCUGAUAUUAAGACUCCUGGGUACCUGUGGCCUGAACCACCAAUAACUAUGCUUCUUCCUUUAAAGGGUUGACAGCAUUUCACAGGAAUGCAAGCUGUGAUCUUGAAUGCCAAAGAUUAGAUGAGGGAAAUACACUCAGAUCACUCACAGAAAAUAUUACUAUUAACAAACAGGUGUUCACACAUGUUUGCGGAUUUCAAAGGGAAAUUCUGCUCUUUCCCCUGGCUAGCAGUAGUAGUUUGGGGUGACCAUCUGCCCUAGGUUCUUUAGCUGAGAUUCUUGCAUGCUGCGGGUUGGACUGGAUGACCCUCAGGAUCCCUUCCAACUCUACAAUUCCAUGAUUCUAACUGUGAGUACAACAUAACUAUAUAUUGGGUUUGGUGAUUCUUGUUAUUCUUGAGGUUGAAUGCUUCCCCCUACACAAUAAAAAAUGAUCCCUUCACUUUGGUUUUGGCCUGUAGUGUGAUAGAAUGUCCUACCUCCUUUCUUGCUUUUUAAAGAAAUUAAGUUCUGGGUGUGAGCUUUCCCUCCAGGUUUCAAGGGAACAUGUACAGAUGGGAGAGGAAAGUAAACAGAUAAUUGGGAAAAGGCUGCAACUUCUCUUAUAAAAAGUGCCAGCUUCAAUCCGUGGCAUCUCUGGGUAGGACUAAGAGAGAGCUAUGAAUCCAUGUAGACAGCACUGAGCUAGAUGCACCAAGGUAGAUUCUGAAUCUAUACUAUAGCAAAUAUUUUCCUUUCAGUUUCUCCUUUCUUUUUACUCUAUGGUUCAUAAUACAGUAUAACAAUGAAACACAGGAAUGGGUUGAUUGGUGGUGGGAGCCAGGAGUAGAAAGUGAAAGGAAAAGCUUCAUCAGCAUGAUUUGCAAGCCAUCCAGAACAAGUGAAAUUAACAAGACUUCCCCCGUAUGGCUAUGACGGAUGAUGCAAGUGGGGAACGAAGAGCAAGCUCCAUGCUUUCCAGGAAGCCAUGUGGACUUCAUGAAUACAAAUGAUGAUUCCAAACAGUGCAUCAGAUUUUACCUUUGAUGCUGAUUUUGUAAUGUUCCCCAUCAGAGAAUUCCACCCCCCUUGCCCCAAAAGCUCGUCAUUGCUAGAAAAGCCAACCAUCCAUUGCUUGGAGGCAAACUAUACAGUGGUACCUCAGGUUACAGACGCUUCAGGUUACAGACUCCGCUAACCCAGAAAUAGUACCUCAGGUUAAGAACUUUGCUUCAGGAUGAGAACAGAAAUCGUGCUGCAGCUGGAGGCCCCAUUAGCUAAAGUGUUACCUCAGGUUAAGAACAGUUUCAGGUUAAGAACGGACCUCCAGAAUGAAUUAAGUUCUUAACCAGAAAUACCACUGUAUUUGGUUCUAUCUUGGUCUGAAAGUAUGUGUUUUGUUGUUGCUGUUUCUUUCCCCCCUCUUAUCAGAAAAGGCCCCAUCUUUUUAUUAACUGGCAUUAGAAUUAAUCGCUUAAACAUAUCAUUUUAUAUUGCACAUCUUUUCCCAGUUCUUAAAGAGAAUGCCACUAAAGCUGAUUAUGGCAUGUAUCUUAACAUGCUGUAUACGCAUGAGCACAAGGUGGAGCAAAUGAUGCUGCUUUUGUAUUUUGACCAACUUGGUCCUUGUAUGCAGCUGCUUUUGGAGAGUGUUGUGGAAAACAGCAUAUUUUGUUCUGUAUGGAAAGUCUUUCAGUUUUCAGUAGGUAGAACAAUGUGAGUGUUUGCAAAGGUUGUUCUGUGUUUGGCUGUACAAUAUUUUUUCUUCCUGACCACAGGCCACUGUAUUCUGCUCUGGUCAGACCUCACCUGGAGUACUGUGUCCAGUUCUGGGCACCACAGUUCAAGACGGACACUGACAAACUGGAACGUGUCCAGAGGAGGGCAACCAAAAUGGUCAAAGGCCUGGAAACGAUGCCUUAUGAGGAACGGCUAAGGGAGCUGGGCAUGUUUAGCCUGGAGAAGAGGAGGUUAAGGGGUGAUAUGAUAGCCAUGUUCAAAUAUAUAAAAGGAUGUCACAUAGAGGAGGGAGAAAGGUUGUUUUCUGCUUCUCCAGAGAAGCGGACACGGAGCAAUGGAUCCAAACUACAAGAAAGAAGAUUCCACCUAAACAUUAGGAAGAACUUCCUGACAGUAAGAGCUGUUUGACAGUGGAAUUUGCUGCCAAGGCGUGUGGUGGAGUCUCCUUCUUUGGAGGUCUUUAAGCAGAGGCUUGACAACCAUAUGUCAGGAGUGCUCUGAUGGUGUUUCCUGCUUGGCAGGGGGUUGGACUCGAUGGCCCUUGUGGUCUCUUCCAACUCUAUGAUUCUAUGAUUCUAUGACAGGCCAUUUCCCUUUUGAAUAGAAAAGUGUGCAUUCUUCCCUCCCCAGCUUCUCCCCUAUAGUAAAAGUUUCUUGACAUGUUAUUCGGAAGCAUUCUUGAAGCUUCAACCUAAGCUACACCAAACAGGUUGUGUUGCAGCAAUAUUUCUGCAUCUGCUUCAGAACAGAAAAGUUUUUAUAGUGCAACCUUAUGUAUGGUUACCUGGAAAUGAAUCCCACUGUGUUGAGGGGUGAUUAUUCUCUGAUAGUGUGCUUGGGUUGCAGCCACAGAAUACUUGAAUUGUUCACUCUCACAACAAUCUGUUGUUGAGGACUGUUAUUUUAGUAGACUUGCAAGUAACAUGAAAACAGUGAAUUGUGCAGAUGGUUAUGCUGUGGUUGUGUUUAACUGGAUUGCGUUGUUUUAAUAAACCUGGGGGUAUGUGUGUGGGGGUGGGAAGCACCCUGAACUCUUAAUGUAUUGGAAAGCUGCAAGCUAUUUUCUGUAAUGUGUUCAGAUUGAAAUAAAUGCCCUUCUUCAUUCUCUUCUAAUCCCAAAAUGUUUAGAAGACACUUUGCACAUCAACAGAACUCAGGAUACUUCAGUCAGUAGAGUUCAUCUAAGGGUCAUGGGUUUGAGCCCCACGUUGGGCAAAAGAUUCCUAUAUUUCAGGGGCUGGACUAGAUGACCCUUGCAGUCCCUUCCGAUUCUACAAUUCUGUGGUUCCAAGCACAUGGAAAACAGCUCCUUCACAGCUGACUUAAUAAGCAGCGUUCUUGCACACUACGGAAUGUAGGUUCAUCUUGUCCUUGAUCCGAACACAGUGUAGAAACAGGGAUUACUAUUCCUUGGGAAGGCCACAGUACCAUCAGCUUGGUGUUUACAUGAAAAUGCAAUCUGGCUGCUUGGUCAGAGAAUAACACAUCUCUUUGUGUAGAUUAACUCAAAACCGGAGGCCUGCUUUUACCAUUUUAGUUGUCUUUAAUUAAUAAAAUGCACACACAAACUUUUUUGCUUAUGGCAAUGCCAAAAGGCAUGCCAAAUUCAUAAAUGGAUACAAUGUGACGCCCAAUGUAUAUAUGUGAAUAUGAAAGGGAAUACUGUAUGCUAUAACUUUGACUUGAAAUAGUGUUGACCUGCAUGUUGUUCUCUCACUCCCCGCCCCCCCAUAAGAACAACAUAACUUCUUGGAUAUACAUCUAAUAUACUACAUAUCAAAUAGUAAAACAAACCUUUCUGAAUGUGCACAAUUGCACCUGUACAACUAUCCUUUCACCAGAGAUUUUGAUGUGGCAUGAAAAAGGAAAUGAAGGAAGAGACUAAAAUAGUCAGGGUUAUGCAAGUUCAGAAACUACCCUUUUUCUCACAGAAGGAAAUUAGCAAGCUGGCUAUGGUGAAAGGGUGUCUGUGCCUCAAAUCAGCUCUUAAAGGGAAGAGGCUGUGGUAAUGAAGCAGGAUGGGUGGGACAAUGGGAUGUGGUUGCUAGCUUUUCAGUCAUCUCAUCUAGCUGUGUUUUACAAGCAGGGUGAUAUGCAGGAAUUAGCAGGAGGAGCUAUGCAUGGCAAAGAGACCUACAUUAUCACUUGCUAGGUGCUCCACAGUAAGCUGCAUCUAAAGGCUUGCUUAUUUAUUUAGCAGAGAAUUGACACCCUACAUUUCCUCAUUUGGUUCCCAAAGUGGCCUGCAGUUGAGACAGGAACUGGAAUAAGGGAAGACUAUUACCAGCUCUUCAUGCUAUUCAAUUUCAAAAUUGGAGUGGAGAUGAGGCACAGAACUUCCUCAUAUUCGGUUUUGGCUGCUCCCUUUCAAACAGACAAAUUUAGUGUCUCAUGCCGCACUAGAUCUUACAGCUCUGUUGUCCCAGGUAUUUUAAUUUUCCAUUGUCUCUUACUAUCAUAAGCUGUAGUUUAACAUUAAAGCCUCUUCAUGGUCCCAAUACAGUCGUUUGGUAAAAAGGAAAAAUUAUUUCUGACUCAACCUGUCAAUGGCUGAGGAGGGUAUCUGCACAAAGGCCAGCAGCAAAAUGCUAGGUAUGAGAAAAGACUGUUGGGCAAGGGGAGAAAUUAGGUGCUGAACAUUUGGCUUUUUUACUGCUCCAUUAAAAAAGAUGGCUUGUUUGAAAUUUGAUAGCCAAUUCAGCACACCUGUUUACAGUGGUGCCUCGCAAGACGAAAUUAAUCCGUUCCGCGAGUCUCUUCGUCUUGCGGUUUUUUCGUCUUGCGAAGCACGGCUAUUAGCGGCUAUUAGCGGCUUAGCGGCUAUUAACGGCUUAGCGGCUUUAAGAAAAAGGAAACAAACUCGCAAGAACUCGCAAGACGUUUCGUCUUGCGAAGCAAGCCCAUAGGGAAAUUCGUCUUGCGGAACGACUCAAAAAACGGAAAACUCUUUCGUCUAGCGAGUUUUUCGUCUUGCGAGGCAUUCGUCUUGCGGGGCACCACUGUAUUGAUGCGGUAUUGUUUUUAAUAUUCAGUUGGAAGCCGUACAGAGUGGCUGGGGAAACCCAGCCAGAUGGGUGGGGUAUAAAUAAUAAAUUAUUAUUAGUAAAGAUAAAGGGACCCCUGACCAUUAGGUCCAGUCAUGACUGACUCUGGGGUUGCGGUGCUCAUCUCGCUUUAUUGGCCGAGGGAGCCAGUCUACAGCUUCCGGGUCAUCUGGCCAGCAUGACUAAGCUGCUUCUGGCAAACCAGAGCAGCGCACGGAAACGCCGUUUACCUUCCCUAUUUAUCUACUUGCACUUUGUCGUGCUUUCAAACUGCUAGGUUGGCAGGAGCAGGGACCAAGCAAUGGGAGCUCACCCCGUCAUGGGGAUUCGAACCGCCGACCUUCUGAUCAGCAAGUCCUAGGCUCUGUGGUUUACCCACAGCACCACCCGCGUCCACUUAAUUAUUAUUAUUACUUGACCACAUAUCCUUGUGCAGACCAAAAGUUGCGGGCUUUGUGUCUCUAGCAAUUUGCAAACUACCUGGUUGUUGGUUAAGAAGAGAGGGUGGAGACAUACAGUAGACAUAGAUAUGGCUGUUCUUUUAUAAGCACUGUGGACCUUUAAAAUGAAAGAUCCAUGAACAUAGCUUGGCCACCCCCACACAAUGGCUUUUGGUUUUUUUAAGUUUUUCCAAAUGAUAUAGGCAUUACUCCUUGCAGACCCAGCCCAGUUGUGUUCAUCCCCCAAGCUGCCUGUCUCUGCUGCCUCACCCUUUUCCUGGAAGUCUCCUUUUGCUCUUGUAGUUCCCACUUAUCUCUGCUAAAUGCCUAGUAUUUGUCUUUCUACUGCUUUUCUCCUCUGUCCCACUCAUAUCUGAAUACUUGUGAAAUUAUUUCUCUUCACUGACCCGGAAGUUUAUUUCUUGGCUAUUCCAAUAUGCCAGUAAAUGGUAAAAAAGGUAAAGGACCGCUGGAUGGUUAAGACCAGCCCAAGGUGACUAUGGGGUGCUUUAAAGGCUCGACCAGCUUCUAUUUGCCCUCUUUCUUUCAGGCCUGUACAUUCUGCAAACAAGAUAUAUUUUAGGCUCAUGUUUCUCUAUAACUAGGCCCUUUAGCUGAUUAAAAGUUCUAUGGCCUUUUAAAUGUGUUUGGGGGGGGGCUGCUAUUGAUUUUUUUAAUUAUUAUGUAUUUUGUGUUCUCAUUCUGCAUUUUUAUGUUGUAAACCACCCUGUGAUCUUCAGGGUGGUAUACUACUACUACUACUACUGUUGUUGUUGUUGUUUAGUCGUUUAGUCAUGUUCGACUCUUUGUGACCCCAUGGACCAGAGCACGCCAGGCACUCCUGUCUUCCACUGCCUCCCGCAGUUUGGUCAGACUCAUGUUUAUAGCUUCGAGAACACUGUUCAACCAUCCUCUGUCGUUCCCUUCUUCUUGUGCCCUCCAUCUUUUGCAACAUCAGGGUCUUUUCCAGGGAGUCUUCUCUUCUCAUGAGGUGGCCAAAGUCUUGGAGCCUCAGCUUCAGGAUCUGUCCUUCCAGUGAGCACUCAGGGCUGAUUUCCUUCCGAAUGGAGAGGUUGGAUCUUCUUGCAGUCCAUGGGACUCUCAAGAGUCUCCUCCAGCACCAUAAUUCAAAAGCAUCAAUUCUUCGGCGAUCAGCCUUCUUUAUGGUCCAGCUCUCACUUCCAUACAUCACUACUGGGAAAACCAUGGCUUUAACUAUACGGACCUUUGUUGGUAAGGUGAUGUGUCUGCUUUUUAAGAUGCUGUCUACUACUACUACUACUUCAUUAAUUUGCUCUCUGUUUCCAAGCUCUCAGCCUUCCCCUCUCUCCCACCUGCUUGCCCCUGAGCACAAGCUCUUUCUAUUUUUCUGUGGGGCUUUUCCCGGUCAAACACAACUGCUUCCCCACAGCUGCCUUUUAAGUAUGUAAACUGGUUGUGACUAUCCAUCUCAUCACUCCAUAUGAGUGAACACUCCAUAACUUUGCAGUGUCUAGAAAGGAUUGGCAAUAUGUUCCUACCAACAGUGGACAAAGUUUAGCCUAUUAUGUAUGGAUUUAUUUCCCAAAGAUAAAAAUAUGGAAACUUGUUUACUGUACAGAAUACAGUUGAUCUCUUUGCAUCCAUCCCCUAUAUAGUGGUACCUCAGGUUAAGAACUUAAUUCAUUCUGGAGGUCCGUUCUUAACCUGAAACUGUUCUUAACCUGAAGCACCACUUUAGCUAAUGGGGCCGCUGCGCCGCUGCUGCGCGAUUUCUGCUCUCAUCCUGAAGCAAAGUUCUUAACCUGAGGUACUAUUUCUGGGUUAGCGGAGUCUGUAACCUGAAGCGUCGUAACCUGAAGCGUCUGUAACCCGAGGUACCACUGUAUAUUCCAGUAACUAAACGUAGAGCCGAAAUCUUGCUGCUAUUCAUUGCAAACACUGCUUGAAAAUAAAGGAAUACUUAUCUCAUAAACAAGGUGAUCAUCUAAAAUAAGUAGCUAACAGAAAACAGUGUCUUAAUCAUGGGAAAUGUGUUUUGUGACAAAUCUCAUGCCACGACUUCUGCUGAUCCUAGUUGGGCAUAAUUUCCCACAAGAACUUAAAAUGUCUCUUGAACUUCACCCCCACCUCACAACUGGCAAUUCUUUUGAGCUGGCAUAAUCUGCGAGUGGGGUUUUUGCUCAUGGAUUUGGCCCAGUGCCUUUAUUUGAUCUCUGCUGUUCGUCUGUGGGAGCACUUGAAAUAGGUAGGAAAAAAUGUGCAUCAAGUUCAGCUAGCCUUAGAAUUGGCCUCUUGCCUGCUAACUGGAAACAUGCUAUUAGUCUGGAAUUCUAUUCUAGUCUAUUAAGUAAGCUGGAAAGCUUACUUAAAAAGGAGGCAGAGCAAAUCCCAAGGGGCUGGUGGGUGGCAGCAAGGAAUCGUGGGCUGUGCCACGGUCCACGUGAAAACAACGUGGUGUGCGUCUUUCUACAGGAAUGAGUACAGCACAAUCUGCCCUUUCCCAUCAACGCUGUUGUUUGCUGUUCUGCUUUGGAAUUAGAGUUCACUUUUUUCCUUGAGCAUUGGCCAUAUAUAAAUCCUAUUUAUUGCUGAGGCUGUAACUGCUGCUUAGUGCUAGGUCUUGGGUUUUGUUGGUCCUAACUGUCUACCUUCAUUUUUCAGUUGUGUGCCCAGGCUUGCUUGCUUUUUUUUUUUUUUUUUAAGAGUAGGAGGCAAGAGAUAACAUGUCCUAACUGAUAAGCCAGCACCAACAGAGUGUGUUGGACUUGGACCUGUGAAGUCUUGUGGUGUGUUCUGCUGUUGACUCACUAGAUGUCUUUGAUUCCGUUGCAGUUUCUCUGCUUGCUUCCCUGUUUGUAAAAUGGGGAUAACUGGGAGCAGAGCUUGGAGUGUUUUUGGACUCUUGGAGAUUUGAUGCAGGCUACAAAGUAUUUGAUAUUUCUCCCAAACUUGGUUUGUUUUCCUAUCUGGUCUAGAGGUAUCACUGUGAGGGGUAUUCAGCACAAUCCUACUCAGAGAAAUCCUACUGAAGUUAAUGGGCAUGACAAACUUGAUUUAUUUAAAUGGGUCUACUGAGAGUAGGGUGCAGUUGGAUACAGCCCCAUAGAUUUGCAAGUCUGCUACCCAUUCCAAAACCUGUACAGGAGGAUUUCCCAAGUUUUUUUGGGGGGGGGCUGUUGGCACUGCCCUCAUGCCACAAUAUAUAUAAUAUAAAAUAAUAAUAAUAAUAAUAAUAAUAAUAUAUUAUUUAUACCUCACCCAUCUGGCUGGGUUUCCCUAGCGACUCUGGGCGGCUUCCAACUGAAUAUUAAAAACAAUACAGUAUCAGACAUUAAAAACUUCCCUAAACAGUUGUCUUUUGAGAGUAAAAUAGUUUUAUUGCCUUGACAUCUGCUGGGAGGGCGUUCCACAGGGCAGGUGCCACUACCGAGAAGGCCCUCUGCCUGGUUCCCUGUAACCUCACAGCGAGGGAACCGCCAGAAGGCCCUCGGUGCUGGACCUCAGUGUCUGGGCACGACGAUGAGGGUGGAGACGCUCCUUCAGGUAUACAGGACCGAGGCCAUUUAGGGCUCUAAAGGUCAGACCAACACUUUGAAUUGUGCAUGGAAACGUAGGCAUAUGCAUGUACCACACAGCUACUCAUGUGCUCCACUUACUACUCAUACCCAUGUGCCACAAUUAGGUUUGAAUAAAGCUGCCUUCGACUCAGAUAGAAAGGUCCUUUGAAGUCUAAUUUCAGUGCAUGGGGUGGGUGCAGGUGGGAGACAGGAUGGGACCCUGAAGGACCAGGGAAGUCCUCUGUGGGUGUACUCAGAAUUAAGUCUUGCAGAGGUCACGCUGUCAUAACACUUUGCCCAGAAUAUCUUUUGAGUACAUUUUGUGGUUUGAAAUAGUAUGCUGGACUCUGGCACCAUGAGAACCUUAAGCCACUGAAGCAGACAUCCCCAAGCAAGUGCCUGCUUACAGUUGUCUGAGCAGGACUGUAAUAUUGCGGCUCUGCAAAUAAAGCUAUAAGGUAUAGGCUUUCCUACCUGUAGGUGGCUCAUAUUCUACCCAGAGAUUCAAAUGAGUGACUCUUUGCAAGCUUGGAAUGUUGUCCAGAGUUAAUUUCCUUUGCAGAGUAGCUUGGCCCGAACCUAUUACAGGUUGCUAGGCAGUUGACUUGGACCAGAAGUCCCAUGGGAAGAAAAUCCGGAGAGAACAUGAAAGGAAGGUUCUUUGCCAAUAUAGGAAGUCUGCUGUUGGAAGAUAGUGGAGGAGUUAAAUGGUGAAUUCGGGGUUGAUGCAUGCAUGCUGCCAUGAUGAUGUGGGAAGCAUGCCAGAUCACCACUGCCCAUCAUAUAAAUUACUCGUGGAUAAUGACACUUUGUUAAUAUUCUCUGAUUAGCUCAGUUGUGUUGCUUCACCUUUUCAAGCUGGACAAAGAAGUUGAGGGCAAAUGUUCUUAGAAGUCUGUCCCACUGCGCCAUGGGACUUGUUCAAAAGCUGGCGUGUUUAUGAUUACAGCCAUUGUUUUUGCUAUUUAAAAGGAGGUGGGGGAAGCACAUGCACAAUAUUGCUGAAACCUGUCUGAGGUGUCUAAAGCCGCUUUCCCCAGAAACCCCAAAGGAUAUAAAAAGAUCAAAGUAGUGGCUGCUGUAGACUGUCUGAAAAGUACAAGAAGUCCUGAAAUCAACAGUAGCAGUCUGUGUCCGAUCCACUUGGUUUCAGUGGCCAGAUAUUGUUUUGCACACCGACCCACCCACCAAUUGCUAUUUAACCUUUUCCACCCAGUUGUGCCACUUUCAUGGUUUUGCUGCAUUAGAAGCAGCCACUAGAAUUGCUAAUUGAUUCAGAGUUGCAAAUUGCCAAAUAGUGGCUCAGCCAGAGUGUUUUGGGAGUUGCUUUUCUCGGAGGGUAGAAUUUCCCCUUAGAUUUGAGAUUUCUACCUUUCCCACUCCUAAGGAUUUAAGAAUUUUAACAUCAUGUUUACUGUAUGUGAAAAGAGAUAUAUAUAUAUAUAUAUAUACACACACACACAACAAAAGUAGGGUAACAGUAUAAGCUGUGUGCAGUGGGGCUUACUUUUUAGUAAACAUGUAGAAUUGUGGCCUUAAAAGAUGUAAACUAGAUACAAAUACAUUGGGCUGAAACUCCCUUUCCAACCUGGGAAUUAAAAAUGCUUACUCAGUUUCUGCCUUGUUUACAACUGUUAGAGGGUGCUGAAGGUUAUUUCCUUGUUGUAAUUGUAAAUUGUCAUUAGCAUAAUCUAGCUGCCUGAAAAUGCAUUAUUCAAUAUGCAUUUAAAAUCAUUGAAUAGAGCUGUGUGUCAGUGUUUUAAAACUGGAAAAACAAAGCUGGUUAGAAGCCAAAGAGGAAGGAAAUAGAGAAUUGCUACCCAAUUUAUUUUGGACAUUGAAGGGUGUUUUAAGGUUAGCAGGGCUACUAGAUUAAACUCUCUGGACAAACCCUCAAACAGAACAGCUACCAAAGUUUGGUUGAAUAUGCUGAUGGAGUCUUUUGAGACUUGCAGUAAUUUAGGUGACUUGGAGGAGAAGCUGGACUGGAAGAUAUACUGCUACUAAGGGUCUCUUGUCUAAUAGUGUUAGGUAUCUGGGCUGUAAUGUUCAGGCUGAAUGGACCAAUGUGUGUUGCUCAAGCAGGGAACGAAGAAGAAAGCUUAGUUCUGUUGAAUUAUAAGGCAUUCAUAUUUAGUUUUUAGAAAUAUGCAGAUUUAUUAAAAUUGAUCCAUCUGUUUUAAAGGCAGAUGACUGAUUCAUAACUAAAAAUGUUUUGAAUACAUGACAGCUCAGCUGUUUAUUUUUACCUCUGUGUCUUUUGGGACCUUCAAAGGGUCCUCUUAUCUACAUUUUGGGAAGAAUCCAAGCUUAUUGUUCUGUUUGAUGUUCCCAGCAUGCUUCCUCCACAACAAUAGAUUGACAAGAUAUGCAUAUAGUGGGGAUGGGUAGCAGGCUUUCCUUCCAGUUAAGCAGGCAGAACAGGAAACCUACCACAAGGGUCCAGUAUAUUUGGCUGAAGGGAAACACUCUUGUUUUUCCUUCUUCAGUUUACCUCCCUUGGUGCAGAUUAAUUCUGGAAGGGGAGAGGGUGGGGAAGGUUAAGCAAACAAGCUGAGCUUCCAGCCAGGCAGCCAAAAGGAACUUGCUGUCAAAGCAUCUUUGGAGAGGCAAAGCAGAAAUUAGAAAAAGAACCAGAUGGCAUAAACAUUGAGAUACGCUGGCCAGACUCCUGGCUGCCUGCAAAGCAAAGGCACCAUCCAACCUCAACAGGAGAAUAUCCUGUUCUGUUCUGUCCAAGUGGAUGGCGUGCACUGCUGCUCCAUGACGGAUUUGCCAAUGACAGGAUUCAGUUUGCUGUGUUACCCUACCUACCCAUGGUCUGCUGGAUGAGACUAAAUGUGGAUAAGGGAGACCUCAUACCACUGCACUUGUGCAAAUUGUGACUAUGGAGCAAGACACCCACAAUUUAUUAAUAUAUUUAUAUUUAUUUCAACAGCCUGUCUACCGCUUAAUCACAGUUGUCUCUAAGUGAUGUACAGGGGGCUAAAGAUGAGUUAAAACAAUAAAAUCAGAUCCCAGUUAAAAGCUUGCUGGAUUAAAGAAGUCUUCAGUAAGUGCCAGAAGUUCAACUGGAAGUGAGUUCCAUAAAAUUGGGCCCACAAUGGCUCUUGCUUGGAAAUAAUAAUAAUAAUAAUAAUAAUAAUAAUAAUAUAUUUAUAUCCCGCCCUCCCCAGCCGAAGCCAGGCUCAGAGCGGCUAACAAUAAUAUAAGUAACACAGCAUUCUAAAAUCAAUUCAUUCUAAAAUCAGUUGAAAGCAAAUUAAUGGCAACCAUUGGGCUAGAGUUCUGUGAAGAAUUGGCCAAAGGCCUGGUGGAACAGCUCUGUCUUGCAGGCCCUGUGGAAAGAUGUCAAGUCCCGCAGUGCCCUAGUCUCUUGUGACGGAGCGUUCCACCAGAUUGGAGUCACAGCCGAAAAAGCCCUGGCUCUGGUUGAGGCCAGCGUAACCUCUCUGUGGCCCGGGACCUCCAAGAUGUUUUUGUUUGAAGACCGUAAGGUCCUCCAUGGGACAUACCAGGAGAGGCGGUCCCGUAGGUCCUAGGCCGUAUAGGGCUUUAAAGGUUAAAACCAGCACCUUAAACCUCAUCCUGUGCUCCACCGGGAGCCAGUGCAUCUGUACAUCUGAGCCAUAGGGGACCACUAACAGUGGCUCCCCUGAAGACAGCUGGGAUUGAGCACAGAAUAUAAGGGAUCAGGUGUUCCAUGAGGUGUCCUGGACCCAAGUUGGUUAAGAACCUUGGAAAGACACUUGGAAAGUAGUAGGGCUUCCUAGGGAUGACCUAGACCUGGUAUGUGUUUUGUAUGCAAAACGUCCCAGCUGGUAGAGAUCUCUGUGGAACCCUGGAGAGCUGCUACCAAUCAAUGUAAACAGUAUUGAGCUAGGCGGAGCAAUAACUCGGGAAGCUGCCUUGUAUUAUGUUCCUAGGGAUGAAAACCUGUCUCACCUCCAAAUGGGAGGAGAGGCUGGGAUGAUGGUAACUGCAAAUUAUGGCUGGCUGAAUAGUGUAUUCCAGGGCGGUCUUAAGAACAACUCGUCUGUGCAAUUGAGAGAUGUAAAAGUUAUCCAGUUACUCCACACCAGUUUGGAGGUCGGUGACUCCAACAAUUUUUCUGCGGGAGGGGGGGGAGUGAGCAACUGGCGAAUUAGCAUAUUGAUAUAGACAAAUGGAGAGGCUCAGAAGCUUCCUGUCAAAUCCCAGAGUGACUGCAGCUAUUUGCUGGAGGAAGUCGUGCCAUUGUUCAGUCUUCCUCAAGUAAAUAUUUAAGAGUUUCUAGUAUGCUCAAAUGGCUUGUCAAAUAGCACCAAAGAGCUCUGAGCAUCAGUAAAUACAAAGGAACAGAACAAUGCCCUGGCCCUCUGAAUUCUACCCAGCAGAAGUAGCAAGAGAGGAGCCGGGUUCAAUAACUAUCAUCUUACUGGCCAUGGUGGCUAGAACAAAUAUUUUCUUCUGCAUUGUAGCAGCAACAUCAAUGUACAUGCUAAAUGGUAGAUGUUUUUGUCUUCUCAGAAUCGUCUCCACAUCCCCCACAGAUCUCCCAUCUAUGACUUCUCUUCCCAGUUUUUAAAGAUUGUACCUGCACAGGUUCCUGCAUGUCUCCUGUGUAAAUGAUGUAGAACAGGCAUGUGUUUCAGAUUGAUUCAGCAGAGCACUGAUGGAAGUUAUACAGUUUACAGCAUUCAUAGGACUUCCACCCACCCAAAUACUAUGAUGUAAACUGAAGCACAGAGUGGAAACAUUAUAGCCUGCUAGUUGUUGGAGCUUCAUGUAAUAAAAAAUCCAUUACAGUGGUGCCUCGCAAGACGAAAUUAAUCCGUUCCACGAGAGUCUUCGUCUAGCGGUUUUUUUGUCUUGCGAAGCAAGCCCAUUGACGGAUUAGCGCUAUUAGCGCUAUUAGCGGUUUAGCGGCUAUUAAAGGCUUAAAGGCUUAGGGGAUUAGCUGCUAAAAGGCUAUUAAAGGCUAUUAAAGGCUUAGCAGAUUAGAUAAAGGGGGGGAAAAGCGAAAAAAAUCUCAAGACUCGCAAGAUAUUUUCGUCUUGCGAAGCAAGCCCAUAGGGGAAUUCGUCCUGCGAAGCAACUUCAAAACGGAAAACCCUUUCGUCUAGCGGUUUUUCCGUCUUGCGAGGCAUUCGUCUUGCGGGGCACCACUGUAUUUGAUCAAAUUAGGUGUUGUCAUUGGCCAAUUAUAUAAAACUACUCUUCUGAGAUAUUAAAAAUCUGAGUUUUGGAUAAAAGCUACGGAGUCCAAAAUAAAUGAAAAGGUCUGUGCCUCAAGCUUAUUAGACAGUGAAACUUGGAAGUGAACGUAUUUGCUUAAGUCUGUUCUAGUCCUGGAGAAUGACUUAAGGCACUGGAUUUAACACCCUUAAAAGGUGUGUGUCACACAACUGUGGUAUUGUAUGAAAUGCUCCCUGGCACUGUUCCAUUCUCUGCAAGGCUGAUUUGGCCACUGAAAUACUGAGACAACCUUGCAGUUGGAAUAUUUGUCAGAAACAUAUGGCUUCUUCAGAACCUGCAAUUUCCAUGGAGGUCACUGACAUAUGGCAGAUGUUCAGAAGCACGGAAAGAAUAACAAUAUUUAUUUAUUUUACUUGGUACCUUUAUGAAAAUUCAGGUAGUGAUCGUGCAAAGAAAUAAGAGCUUUUCCAUUCUCUUGCACUGGAAAGCCAGAAACAGCUGUUCUGUUCUGAUGAGAGCAAGCAUGCAGAGACCUGAGCAGAGUCAGUUCUAAUUUUGGAAACCAAGCACUGGUGCUGAGAUGGAAGUUGUUAGGAAUGGAGUGUUCCCUUCUCAGUUCUUGGCCUGGAAUUACUUGUGAGGGCAUUUUAGUGAGCUGCAGUUUCAUGAUAUUAUUACUAUUAUUUAUUAAAAUUUGUAUACCAUCCUUUAUCUGAAGAUCACAGGGCAUUUCACAACAUAGAUAUUCAAAAUGAGAACACAGAAUACAUAAUAAAACAAAAACAAACCAGUAACCUCUUUCCCACAAAAUGCCAUAGAAUGUUAAUUAGCCAAAGGCUUGGUUAUAGAGAAACAUUUAUGUAACUUACCGGCCAGUUAGCUAUCUCUCCUUCUUGAGUAAGGUUCUUGAGUGGGUGGUCAAGGACCAGAUCCAGGUGUACUUGAAGGGAACUCACUUUACAGAUUCAUUUCAACCAGGGUUUAGGUCCGGUUUGGAACAGAAACUGCUUUGGUCACCCUGUAUGAUGACCUCUGUUGGGAAAGAGACAGAGAAAAUGUGUCCCUGUUAAUUCUCCUCAACCUCUCACUGGCUUUUGAUACCAUCAGUCAUGGUAUCCUUCUAGAGUGGCUGUCUGAGUUAGGGGUGGGUGGCCCCACUUUGCAGUGGUUCCUGUCCUACUUGGAUUUUCUUUUCCAGAGGGUGAUGCUUGGGGAGCCAUCAGUGUGGAGUUUCCCAGGCUUCGAAUUUUAUUCCCUAUGCUGCUUAACAUCUACAUGAAACUGCUGAGUGGUAUCAUUUAGAGUUUUGGAGUAGGUUGUCAGAAUAUGCUGAUGACACAUAACUGCUUAAAAGCUCUCUGCCUUGCAUGGGGUCAAGGCUCACUUGGCACACUGGCGCAUGCACACAUGUGUAUGUAUAUCUUGUGCUAAAUGUUAUUGAUAUCAAAGAUCCCUGGAACUCUGUAAGAGCUUUAGAGUUUUCCUUGUAACUGCUGUCAUAAACAAGAAAACAUUUUCUGUCCACAGGUACUCUCUGCGGCGAGGAAGCUCAUUCACAUUUCUAACUCCUGGGCCACAUUGGGAUUUUACUCUGGUAAGUAAAGCAAAGAGCGUAUUAAUUCACAAUUGGAAUAAUGAACAAAGAAACAGUUCAUGUUCUUCCUCUCUCAACUAAAAGUUUGUUCUGUGCCCAGACAGACAGCUAUAGUUUUUUUCCUUUCUGUAUACUGCUGGUGGUUAAACCAGCUUUGCUAGCUCUCAGAUGGCAGUCAGUGUACCUGAUCUGCCUUGUGAGACUUACAUGAUGUGCAGCAGUGUAUUUCCAUGUGCUAGAACGUCUGCCAUUAAUUUCUUCUUUUUGCAUACUGUAACAGAAUAAUUGGACCAGCUGUGGAUCGAGUAGAAUUUAAACAAGACCUGCUGAAGUCAAUGUGACAUAUACAGCAUCUACAGUCAGGAACUGAUUUCCAAAAAAAUCAUCCAGUAAAAAGAUAUUUCCCGUCUCAAAAUGUGUGUGCCCAUUGUGUCUUGAUUUCCUUACAUGUAGAAGCUACUUCCACUCCUGCGGCUCAGGAAAGCAUAUUGCUUUUAGCAGGAACACUGUGUGGCUAGACAGCUAAAGUAAUUUUAUCUUCUAAUGGCACUUUCUGCUUACACAUUUGUUUCUUGCCUGGGACUAUUGGCAUCUGUAAUGGUUCAAGGGGUUGCUCGUGCGUAAGCCGGUGCCCACACCUGGCUGGGUUGCCUAAGUGAACCUUUUCUGUCUGGACAGCCACUCACCCGUGACUGUCUCAAUCGCUGGCAGAAUUCGUCAGUGGGCAUUUCUUAAACUUCUUCCAGCAAAGAAGUUCUUUCAUGCCUAGUCGCCUCCUACUUUCCCUGCACGGAAGCCUUCUGCACAAGGAAGGCGUAGGCAGCGGAGGACCCUUCCUCCCCCUGCUGGUCCCAGGCAAGGAGUCCUGUGACUCCCUCUCAGAUUCCUCCAUCUGCCCCCCUUCUCUACUGGAGCUGGGCUGAUUCCCUUCCCCAGAAGAUGGGCUGCCUCUCCCAAUCCCGUGACGCUCUCUGGGAUCCCUCUGGAGCUCUCUCUCUCCCUCCGGCACUGAUGGCAGUUCCCUGACAGCAUCAUUGGAGAAAAUAGUAUUUUUUUCCCAUCUUCCUUAUUGGAGAUGGUGCAUUUCAAACUUAGAACACAGAAGGCAUGUUCAGGCAUUUGUCUGAACAUGUAAAUGCUGUAUCUGUGGUGGGAGGCAGGGGUGUACAUGCACGUCUUGCCCCAAUGUCUCCAUACAUGUUAUCCUUUAUCAGUGUCCCCAGUCACAUGGAGAUUUAUAUUCAUGUUCAAGCAAUCACAAGAACAAGGCCUUACAGAUGUACCCUGCUCAUUAAGUGGAAGUUCAUGCUGUUUAUCUAGGGGGAAAUGUGCUUCUCAAGGGUGACUAACUAUUAUGAUCUUAACUGUUGUCUCAGUUUUGAUCCUGCGGUGACAAGCUAAGACUGGGCAACAACCAAAAUAGUGAUUACAAAGCUAUGCUCCCGCUCUGCCUACUUGAACCUCAUCUCCCCACCACUUCUAAUUCUUCAUGAAUUGCAGAAGCUAGAUAGGGAUGCUAAGGGUUAUAUAUCCAGCAAUCUUCUACUCAGGCAGCCAUGUUCUACUCAAAGUAGACCCACUGAACUUAAGUGACACUAAGUUAGCCACACCCAUUGAGUUCAGUGGGUCUGCUCUGAGUAGGAGUAACUUUGGGUACAAUUCAAAUUAUUUUGGAUCUUGUGGAAUGGAGGCCUGUACAGAGCAUUGACUGGAUCACACUCAAGUUCUUCUUGCUUUGAGGCAUGGGGCAGUUGUCCACUGGGGCUUUAACAGCUCGUAUUCACUUUUUUCAACCAAAGCAAAUACUAGGAAACAGCUGUAGUGGUAGGACACGUGUGCAUGCAUAAGGUUCCAGAUUCAAUCCCUGAUAUCUUCACCCAAAAGGUCAUGAGGUACCAAGGCUAGAAAAGACUGGAAAACCGCUGCCAAUUAAUAGAGUACUUGGUUGGAUGGACUAGCGAUCUGGCUGUCCCUGUGCAAUGAAGCCACAUAAGUUCAGUUUUAAGGUUGAUUGCGGUACAAGAAAAUGAUGAUAGUACAAUAAGGCCAUUAUUUUUUAUUGUCCUAAAAGCAAAGGAGUGAAAGUAGAUAGGAAUAUGGGCAGCAAUAUUUAUUUUAAUCUGUGUUUUCCCUAUUCACCUAUAAACUGUAUAUGCCUUUUUAUCUUUUUAUGUGAAAAAAGGGUUGAGGCAGGAGAAAGCCUGCAGGCCUUACCCUAACUAAUGUAAGUUAAGAUGUGCCUCCAGCUCCCAUGAGCUCCAGCCUGGGAUAGCUAAUCGUCAAGGAUAAUGGGAGUUGUGGGGACGUGGGUAGCGCUGUGGGUUAAACCACAGAGCCUAGGGCUUGCUGAUCAGAAGGUCAGCGGUUCGAAUCCCCGCGACGGGGUGAGCUCCCGUUGCUCGGUCCCUGCUCUUGCCAACCCAGCAGUUCGAAAGCACAUCAAAGUGCAAGUAGAUAAAUACCGUAUUUUUCGCACCAUAGGACGCACCGGCCCAUAGGACGCAUCAAGUUUUUUGGGGGGGAAAUAAAGAAAAAAAAUUUAUUUCCCCCCCAGGCGCUUGUGGGGCCGGCAGCAGGGAGAAGCGCUCUUCUCCCCGCAGUCCGCCUUCAGAUCAGGUCCGGGGACAGCUGGGAAGACGCGCUGCGUCUCCAAGCUGUCCCCGGAGGUGGGGGGCUGGCAGCGGGAGAAGCGCUCUUCUCCCUGCCGCCCGCCUUGCGAUCAGGUCCGGGGACAGCGGGAAGACGCGCUGCGUCUCCCAGCUGUCCCCGGAGCUUGGGGGCAGGCAGCGGGGAGAAGCGCUCUUCUCCCUGCUGCCCGCCUUGCGAUCAGGUCCGGGGACAGGCAGCGGGGAGAAGCGCUCUUCUCCCUGCCGCCCACCUUGACAUCAAGUCCGGGGACAGUGGGAAGACGCACUGCGUCUCCCAGCUGUCCCCGGAGCUUGGGGGCAGGCAGCGGGGAGAGCGCUCUUCUCCCUGCCGCCCGCCUUGCGAUCAGGUCCGGGGACAGGCAGCGGGAGAAGCGCUCUUCUCCCUGCCGCCCACCUUGACAUCAAGUCCGGGGACAGCGGGAAGACGCGCUGCGUCUCCCAGCUGUCCCCGGAGCGUGGGGGCAGGCAGCGGGGAGAAGCGCUCUUCUCCCUGCCGCCCGCCUUGCGAUCAGGUCCGGGGACAGGCAGCGGGGAGAAGCGCUCUUCUCCCUGCCGCCCACCUUGACAUCAAGUCCGGGGACAGCGGGAAGACGUGCUGCGUCUCCCAGCUGUCCCCGGAGCUGGGGGGGCAGGCAGCGGGAGAAGCGCUCUUCUCCCUGCCGCCCACCUUGACAUCAAGUCCGGGGACAGCGGGAAGACGCGCUGCGUCUCCCAGCUGUCCCCGGAGCUUGGGGGGCAGGCAGCGGGGAGAAGCGCUCUUCUCCCUGCCGCCCGCCUUGCGAUCAGGUCCGGGGACAGCGGGAAGACGCGCUGCGACACCCACCUUUCCCCGGAGCGAGGGGGCACGCAGCGGGGAGAACCGCUCAUCUCCCUGCCGCCCGCCUUGCGAUCAGGUCCGGGACAGCGGGGAGACGCGCUGCGUCUCCCUGCUGUCCCCGGAGCUUGUGGGGCUGGCGGCGGGGUCGCCCCGCCGACAGCCUCCAAACCACUUCGGAGACAGCGGGAUGGCGGCGUUCCGCCUCCCUCUGUCCCCCGACCUUGUGGGGCUGGUGCUGGGGCUCUCCUGAAGCCUGGAGAGCGAGAGGGGUCGGUGCGCACCGACCCCUCUCGCUCUCCAGGCUUCAGUGAAAGCCUGCAUUCGCACCAUAGGACGCACACACAUUUCCCCUUCAUUUUUGGAGGGGAAAAAGUGCGUCCUAUAGUGCGAAAAAUACGGUAGGUACCGCUCUGGCGGCAAGGUAAACGGCGUUUCCGUGCGCUGCUCUGGUUCACCAGAAGCGGCUUAGUCAUGCUGGCCACAUGACCCGGAAGCUGUACGCCAGCUCCCUCGGCCAGUAAAGCGAGAUGAGUGCCACAACCUCAGAAUCAUCCGCGACUGGACCCAAUGGUCAGGGGUCCCUUUACCUUUACCUUUAAUGGGAGUUGUAGUUCAGCAACUUCUGGAGUUCCAUAGGUUAGCCGCCCGUAGUCUAAGCCAGGCUUCCUCAACCUCGGUCCUCCAGAUGUUUUUGGCCUACAACUCCCAUGAUCCCUAGCUAGCAGGACCAGUGGUCAGGGAUGAUGGGAAUUGUAGUCUCAAAACAUCUGGAGGGCCGAGAUUAAGGAAGCCUGGUCUAAGCAGUUUUCUCUCACUUCAUGGUACUGGUCCCGACCUUGUGCCGUGUUUCAAAUGCAGCUUGAGGUCAUGGAAGAACCUGAUUUCCCCCUGUUUUGAGCUGGUGAGGAUUGUAAGCAAGAUUUUUGAAACUUGAUGAAUGCAUAUCUGCAUAUGCACCCAUGCAGAACACAUAAAAAAGAAGUGCCAAGUCUCCCUUAAGUAUGAAAUCGAGAAGCAAAAGUUGGUAUCUGUCUGGUCUAUUAAAUUUUGCUGCUCAGUUUGCUUGUAUGGAAGUGGAUUAGUGGAAGUGGAUUAGUGGAAGUGACGGAAAUUUGCCAUAAGGUAAAUGGAGUACACUGGCUCAUCCCACACUUCUAUGUAUCAGAAAAUCCACCUUGCCUUCAGGCUACUGAUGCUGAAUCAGAGCUAGAGCACCCCUAGCAGUAAUAAGUGCUGUUUGACAGAAGUCUGUGUGCUAUAAACCUAGAAAUAUGGCUGUAGAAAUAUUCAUUGCUUUUAAUUCCAGCCCCUUGCUAAUAACUUCCGAUAGGUGAUACUUCUCAAAAUGAGACUAUUUCUCCACCCUGAUCUCUUGAGGAGCUGCUUUUGUAUACUUUUUGCUCUGUUCAUUAUGUUAUUAAGGCUUAGGGUAAGUAAAUGUUUUUUUAAUAGAGGCUAGUUCCAGUAGAAGAGGAUAACAAGAUUAGAUGCUAUAUAUUACAAACCUGAAACUGUAUUUAUACAAGUUUAACAGACAUGAAUUGUCCCCAAUGACAUGAGGCUGCCAAGAAUCCUGACCUCACCUGGAUAGUACAGCUCCUAGGGUUUCCUGAUUUGGGAGAUUAGGACAAGCUGAUUUUAAGCUUGUAGCAAGAUGAGCCUGUAAAUCAUAAAAGGGAACGAUUAACCUGACCUCGGCAUCUCCUGGUUCCUGGAUUUAUCAAGUGAGGGACUGUCAGACUUGGACCUGGCUUCAAAUCCCUGCUCAACCGUGAAGCUCACUGAAUGACCUUGGGCUAGACACCAUUUUUCAGCCUAUCUACCCCAAAUUGUGAGGACAAAAUGUGGCAUGAUAUGUGCACACUUUUGAGUUCCAGAGAGGAGAGCCAUGUUAUAAAGGCUAUUUUAAAAUAAGAUUUGGUGUGGAAAUAGAAAAGCCAACCUCGCCCAAAGGACGUUUCUCUCCUUACAAAUAAGAAGUCUCCUGUUAUCUGAUACAAUCAUUGAAUCACCCAUUUUAGAAAGAUGGGUUUUCUUUCUAAUUAAGGGUUUUUUUGUUUUAUAAAAAGGCGAUGAACACUUUUUGCUGAGUCUUUAGACACCCUGCUUUUUUCAGUCUGGUGCACUCUCAGAAGUACUUUUCCACAUGAACUGAUCUCAGGAGGGCUUAAAAGGGUCAUCCAGUCUGAGAAGAACGUAUCAAUCCGGAUAGCCCUUUGUUUCUCUGAGCCAUUCAAGUGCAAGUUUUUUUUAAGAGUCUGCAUCUGACUUAGCAGAUGUAAAACAGCUGGCUUUGCUGUCAAAUGUCUGCUGUCUGUAUGAAUCGCAACUGGGCUGAGAAAAAUGAAGGGCCCAGCCAAGGCAAGACCUAUUAAAACUAGUCUAGCCAGUCUUAAAAACAAACCUCUGGACUUCCUUUAGAGUCUGGAGUUGGAUGAGACUAAAACCUAUAGGUUGGCUAUAAGCAGGGAGUAAAGCUGAAUUGCAGAAACUAGGGUUUCUGAGUAAAAAGCACAAUCUGAAAUUCUUGGUAGCAUUGCAAGAUUAAUAAAAAGAAAACAAUGUCUAUUUUUAAUGGUAGUCUGACCAAGUCUGUAAAGUUAAUUUGCAAAUUGUUCCUUUGAAUAAUUUGCAGAUAUGUAAUAGAUAUGGUUAGAAAUACUUUGAAGUGCAAAAACACUCAUUUCCAUGUUGUUCAUAAUAUUGUGGUAUUAUAAAUUUUUUGAAUAAUGUUUUAGAAAGUCAUUUGGUGGAGAAAGGAGUAUCUUUCUAGUUGUUCUCCUUUGCUUCUCCUGCAUGCUUCACUCCGUCCACCCCCCCAACCCCAACCCACAAUGCAUGCAUGAACAGGAGACUCACAUUUGAUCUCCAAAGCAUUAUUCUGUCAGGGAGGGAAACAGUGCCACAUGCAGCCUCUGCAACACAGUCCUGUGUUGUGGUGAUAGGACUGUGGGUGCAACCAUAAUAACAAGUCUUGUGUUAAAGAGUGCUGUGCUACAGGGAUCCGACAUGAGGCUAAAAUAUUUUUAAGUUUAGAAGGGGGAAUGAGAGCCAUAUGUGUUGUUCUCAGAGUAUGGUCCUUCAUGAACACAAGGCCAUACUCUGGUGGUGGGACACACUCCUGUAUUUCUCUGACAAAGGGGACUUGCCUGGUCACUGGGAGGAAAUUUUACUUGCCACUACCAGUGCUCUCGUCCAGGGGGUCACGAAGAGUCGGACAUGACUAAACGACUAAACAACAACCAGAGGUGAACUGGUAAGGACAUUAUUAUGGGAUAGUUGUGAUGUGUAGAACUUAGAAGUGGGAGAUAGCACACAUUGGCUCUUAUAUAAUGGUAAGCAUAACUGAGAACUGUGGAAUCCAAACAGGUUUCUUCUUUCAUUAAGUAAAUUCUUGAAAGAAUUCCAGGUGUCAAUAGCGACAUUAAUGCAUGUUGCUCUCCUUCCUUUUGGAUUUUCAUUGUUCUCUUUUUAAUCUGUUUCUCAUAGGAGCACAAAGGAGGCAAUAACUUCUAGGCGAAUUGCUUGUAUGUCAAGACAAAUGACGUUAAUUGCCAGAAUGAAAUUCCUCCAGCUUGUUUACAUCAUAGUUGUAAAAAGGAGGGCAGCUUUGGGGCACGUAACACUUGGGGAAGCUGGUUCCUUUUAAGGAUAUCAAAGCCAGGCACGUAACUCGUAUAACUAGUGUUUUCUUUCCUUAUAGAAGAGGAAGCGGAGAGAGAGAGAUGAUGAUGUUGUCAGUAUUUGUAGCCUCGAUCUUAAGGUAAUUAAAACAUUUUUUCGCAUGAUUGUACUGAUAAGCAAAGGUGCUGCAUUCAUUGAGGUUUCUGGUCCACUUUAUAGGCUUGUGGUGGGUUUUAUUGUUUUCCUUCUUCUGUUGACCAACCAUCCAAGGUAGUUGAGAGGAUAUUCCUGUUUCCAUUUAAUUGAUGGGAAAUGGGGACUGAGAGAUUGCAACUUUCCAAAGGCUCCACCCACCAAGUCUACUGCUAAACUGGCAUUUGAACUUCAGUUGCCCAGCUUCAGGUUCAGCACACCUACCUACUUGCCAGUGCUGACAAAUCCAACACCUGAAAGAACCCAAAAUUAUUGUCCUGAUAAUUGAGACCUCCAGACCUGGAGGGUGGUAUCUUACUCUGUCCUCAUAGUUGAAAGCGAUGGACUUAAGUCCAGUGAUUUCAUUGAGUCUGCCCUUAGUAUGCUGAGCAUUGGAUAUCACCAGAGGCUUUACUACCUGAAGAUUUUUGGUUUAUUUCCAAACCUAUCUCUGUGACCGUGAAACCUAGAAUGUUGCUACUUCGCUUUUUUAUUACAGAAUUCUAACUUUAUUGAGCAAUUACAAGAGGCAAGAAUAAGAAACUGUGCUAUAAAAAUGGUUUCCCUUCAAGAUAUACAGUGAGAUGGAAGAUUCUCAACACCUGCUUUUUUGCAUUCUUCUAGCAAAAUGUCAUAAAAGGGGGCAAUUUUUCUGAAUAAUUAUUUCUGUACCUUCCACAACUAAUAUAAUUUAUCAACAGACAUCCCACAGUGUAUCUGACUGUUCUCCCUUCAAGCUUUUCCCUAUCAGCAACCAAUUUCCCACUGCCUGACAUUGGGGAAUAAUAUUACACUAGGUUUUGCUUGGUCUAGAUGCAUAGAAAUUCAUGGACCUAACCUAGUCAUCUCCAUCAAUUUCAGUGGGUGUACUCUGAGUAAACUUAGUUGAAUACCACCCUUUCCCCCCUGUUUUUCUAGCAGGGACUGUAAAAUGCCAUCUGUUUUCCUAGGAUGGGCUUCAUUUCUCUGGGCUUUUUAAUGGCAUCCAUGCUGUAGAGACGCGGGACGCGGGUGGUGCUGUGGGUUAAACCACAGAGCCUAGGACUUGCCGAUCAGAAGGUCGGCGGUUUGAAUCCCCUCGACGGGGUGAGCUCCCGUUGCUCGGUCCCUGCACCUGCCAACCUAGCAGUUCAAAAGCACGUCAAAGUGCAAGUAGAUAAAUAGGUACCUCUCCAGUGGGAAGGUAAACAGCGUUUCCAUGCGCCUUCCAUGUGCUGCUCUGGUUUGCCAGAAGCGGCUUAGUCAUGCUGGCCACAUGACCCGGAAGCUGUAUGCCGGCUCCCUCGGCCAAUAAAGCGCCGCAACCCCAGAGUCGGUCACGACUGGACCUAAUGGUCAGGGGUCCCUUUACCUUUACCUUUACCUUUACCUAUGCUGUAGAGCAGGUGUAGCCAACAUAGUGCCCUCCAGAUGUUGUUGAACUACAACUUCCAUCAGCCCCGACCAUUAGUUCUGCUGGUGAAGCUGACGGGAGUUGUAGUACCACAUUGGCUAUUCCUGCUGCAGAAUAAAGUUUCCCUGGGAAAACCCACCAGGCUCUUCCACUGUUUUUCCAGAAGAUGAAGAGAGUAUUUUAAGACCGUGCUGCUCAAAAUUGCUUCCUUUUGUUGGUUUUGUAGUCUUAAUUCUAAUGUGUGUGACAAUAUUUAAAAAUACAUACUGGCAAUUUGAAACGUAUGCUGCAUAGCAUCCUGAGCACAAAAUUGAAAGGUAACUUAGGCGUUUUAUAAAUGAAAGAAUACCUCCCCCUGCCAAAAGCAAGAACUUAGCAAUGGUGAAAGGUUUGUAAUGGGGAAAGCUUGCAGUGCGCUGCCCCUUGAGUGUAACUGGCAUUAAGAGUAUAUGCAGUACUUUUCCUGUAUGUAGCUUUAUCUUUUCCUGAAGUAAACACUGUGAGACUGAGACAUGCUAAUUCUGAUUUAUGGGAUCCCCAAUCAUUGCCUCCUUUGUUAAUUAAUGGUUCUAUUGUUUGUUCUUUUUAUCAGCCUCAAUUUUAUUAUUUCUCAAAUGUGGAUUCACUGACCCGUGAAUGGUUGUGACUGUUUUUUUUAUCUAAGCUUCACGUGUAGGUUCCUUCAGCUCAGAACAAGUGGGUAUCAAAGCAGGCUCAGACAACACAAUUGUUGCCCUCUUCAGUGAUUGCUUCAUAUCGGAUUGCACAAAUCUCCCUGUUCAUCGGGCUCCCCAAAACCUUGGAAGAAAUGAGGCUUAGUAUCAGCUCAGUAAAUAUACAAGUAUCCAGAGAUAACCACUGAAAGAAAUACGUGCCUCUUCUCAGGUGGAUAAUAAUCUACCACUUUUACCGCCUUCACCCACUACUGCUGCUGCUGUUGUACUUAGCACUCCAGCUAAAGUGUAGACACUUCAGCUAAAACUUCUGCACUGCCUGCCCUUACACCCCCAGGCUAGGUUCAAGGUUCUUGAAUUGUUAUACAAGGCUUUGCACAACCUGAGUCCAGGAUGCAUUAAGGAUCACCUGAGUGCUUACAUCCUAGCUUGGUCACUGAGAUAGUCCUGGGGAGCACUGUUAAUUGUCCCUGUCUUUCAAAAGCCUGACUGGCUUCAGCUAGAAAUUGGCUGUUUAGUGUCAUGGGUCCCGUGCUAUAGAAUAUUCUUCAGUGGGGAUUCAGCAGGCAGCCUUGCAACUAAUUUUCAGAUGUCUCUUAAAACCCUUUUAUGCCAACGGGCCUAUUCAGUUGUUUAAACUUAUUCAAUGUGAGCCAGUCAUUUAUUAUUAGUUUGCAUUUCAUUUUUAUGAUUAUUUUGCAUUGUUUUAAUUGCAUUUUGUAUUUUAUUGCACUUACAAAUGUUGUUGUCUGCCACCCGGAUAUUUUAUAUUAGGAGGGGUGGUCUAUAACUAUUUUUGUCAAUAAAGAAAUAAAUCUCCCAGCUCUCCUCAUCAAAACAUUAUCCUCCUGUCAUUCUGAAGGCAACAAAACCUUUGCUGAAUCAGCAUAUUCUCACUGUACCUAUUUGCUAAUUGAUACUUCUCUGGCUAAGAAAUGGAGGCAGUGAGAGAUUUUACUUUCUUGGGCUCCAUGAUCACUGCAGAUGGUGACAGCAGCCACGAAAUUAAAAUACACCUGCUUCUUGGGAGAAAAGCAAUGACAAUCCUAGACAGCAUCUUAAAAAGCAGAGACAUCACCUUGCCGACAAAGGUCCGUAUAGUUAAAGCUAUGGCUUUCCCAGUAGUGAUGUAUGGAAGUGAGAACUGGACCAUAAAGAAGGCUGAUCGCCAAAGAAUUGGUGCUUUUGAAUUAUGGUGCUGGAGGAGACUCUGGAGAGUCCCAUGGACUGCAAGAAGAUCAAAUCUAUCCAUUCUGAAGGAAAUCAGCCCUGAGUGCUCACUGGAAGGACAGAUCCUGAAGCUGAGGCUCCAAUACUUUGGCACCUCGUGAGAAGAGAAGACUCCCUGGAAAAGACCCUGAUGUUGGGAAAGAUUAAGGGCACAAGGAGAAGGGGAUGACAGAGGACGAGAUGGUGGGACAGUGUUCUCGAAGCUACCAGCAUGAGUUUGACCAAACUGCGGGAGGCAGUGGAAGACAGGAGUGCCUGGUGUGCUCUGGUUCAUGGGGUCACGAAGAGUCGGACACGACUAAACAACAACAACUACUUCUCUGGCUUGUCCUGCUGCUGCUGGUCUCUGUCUUCCCACCUCUCCUGGCUUGUCCAACUGAUUCAAGGAUGGGGAACCUGAGGCCCUGCAGAUGCUGUGGAACUACAACUCAUAUCAUCCGUAAUAAUUGGUUGUGCUGGCUGGGUCUGAUGGGAGAUGAGAGUCCAACAAUAUCUAAAGGACCUCCAGGUCUCCAGCCUUGGUCUAAGUGAACCAUUUGUAUGUUCUGCAUAAGGCUUAGUGUAGUCUUAAUACCAAAAGGGUAGACAUCAGUAUUAAUUGGCUUGAUAGCAUCCAACAGAGUGUGCUUUUAAUUCAUUGAAAUGGCUUUCUGUUCUGUCGCACACAGUUAAGUGCAAUGGUACUACCAAACCAAAUAUAUAUGCUUAGUGGUUAUAAUUCAAUAUUUGUUUUGAAAAGGUGUGGCUGCCUACAUUAAGAUGGCAUUGUUUCAUUUUGACUCAUUUUAGCAAAAAUGCUGCUAUUUUCAGUAGCACGUAGCUCAUACACCCCACAGUAACUGGGUUCCAUCUCUCUUGCAGCUGGUACAAAUUAUUGUAAAGUCCUGUCUGAAUGACAUUUGUUUCUGAACAUGCACAACUGUUAACAUUCAAAGCUAACAAGGUGGAAGGUUAGAUCUUAGUUUUCAGCAGUUCAAGUUUGUCUUGCUGACGUCACUGUAGGAUUGUAAAAAUCCCUGACCUUCCUCCAGCAUUAAAGCUGACACAUUUGGAGAAAAAGAGAGAAACAAAGAGAGAGAGAAACUAUUUUUAUUAGAGCAUGAGGUUGGUGAAGGUCUGUGCCAACAAAUGUUGAUCGAUGGCAAAAUAUCUUGUCUAUUUUAAGCUGAUGACAGUAUCUUUCAAGAGUUUGCUCCCUUUGCCUUUAACGUUAAUGGGUGAAGGUUGCUUGGUGACCCAUGAUGGCCUUGUUGGUCCCACUACUUUUCCAGAAGCCUCAUCCUGGUUGGGGCCAGUAUCCAGAUAUGUUCUUCAUAAAUGCUGGUUAUUAGCUGGUGAAUGGCCAAACAGUGAAGGUCGAGAGCCUAGAAUUCAAUUAAUGAGCGGCUGUUCUGAGCGGUGAAGAGUGAGGCUGUGGAGACAGCUGCAGCACUGCAGGUGGAUUGAAGGGACAAGAAUGCAUAGCCAUUUUAGAUUCAGUUGACUUUGGAAGUUUUGAACUUCUUGUGGCAUUGUGAAUUCUUUCUCAGAUUGAUAAAGGCGGUAAAGCAUAUUUGAUGCAGACCCUGGUCUUGAAACUGUGAAAGGUUGGGGUACGUUUUUAGUGUGACACUUCACUCGACGGUUCUCUCUUUAUUACUAAAACAGAGAAAUACAGGCUAUCUGCUUCCUAAUUCUCCCCUGCUUUCAUGAGAGAACUUUCUACCGCUUGGUGAACUCCUCCUCAACUCAUGGGGAUCCCAGUCCACGCUAUUUGACAAGCUUCAGUAGUCUGCCAAAUUUGUAAGCAUAGCUGUGCUUACAGCUGUACUGUGAAAGAUAAAUUGUAUGGUUUAGAUGCUUAGCUUUCUCUUAGGAAAUGUAGUUAUGUGAAGCUGGCAGGAAUCUUUGCAAAACUGUGUACUUGAACCCAUGCACCUGUAUCUUUCCACUGCAUUCUCAUUUCACUCUACUAUACUUGCAGUAAAACUGCCUCUGAUGUGCCAUAGCUUGUCUUGCUAACGUUAUGGUGAUAGCCACCAACUUGGAUGGCUUUAAAAGAGGAUUACUCAAAUACAUGGAGGGCAAGGCUAUCAGUGACUACUACCCAUGAUGGCUCUGUUCUGCUUCCAUUGCUGGAGGCAUUGUCCCUCUAGGUGCCAGUUUCUGGGACUCCCAAAUGGGCAGGGUGCUGUUCUCUUGUCCAACUUCCUGGCUUCCCACAGACAUCUGACUGGCCAUUGUGAGAACAGGAUACUGGAUUAAAUGGGCUGUUGGCCUGAUCCAGCAAGCUUGCCUUAUCUUCUUAUUGUGCACUGUCAUAAAACUAGGCUUCCUCUGGUUUUUUGAGGGAUCUCAUGAAUUAAGUGGACUGGCACUUAUUAGCAACCCUAUGACUUGGCAUUAGAUAAAGUCUUCAUUGUGUAUACUGUGCUACAAUGCUAAGCUCUGCUAUUAUGUAAGCUGCAAACUAAUGAUUCAUGCCAGGUGAAGCCUAAGGUGUGUGUAUGUUCAGAAGGUGUGGGCCCAAUGUUUAUUAGCAACAAGAUUGCGGGGGCCUCAGUAUCCAGCACUGAGUCGAAGAGAAGUACAGUGCAGCUUGCAAAGGGCAUGAUGAAUCUAUAGUUAGUAAUCUCCAGUCUAGUCUGUGCUCUAGGUCCUCAAAAGCCUGGUAAGGAGUACUGUGAGAAUUACUUAUGUGAAAGAAAUAGGAAUUCUGUGCCAAGAAUAUAUGCAUGUUUUUGUUGUUUUUUAAAAAAGAAGUUUAGUACACUAAAUGUAGCAAACCCCUAAAAACCGGCACUUGGAAUUGAGAUCACUGUUAUAGGAAGAUACUGCCUUUUACCAUGGAAUGUCAGUUAGACAGCAAAUUAAUAACUGAUUGACAUCCUCUGUGAAUUUGUCUAAUCCUGCUUUAGAGCGACCUGAGCCAGUAGCCCUUACCAUAAACUAUCCACUGUGUGAAGCUACAUGUGCAACAGAAUGCAGGACCCUUGGCACAUGAAGGGCUGGAGCACCUUUAUUACAACAGAAAGCUAUAGCAUUAUGGCUUUUUGCGUUAGAAUCAGGGUGAGGAACUGGAUCUGCCAGUGAGCCGGAUCCCUAAUGCCCCCACCCUUUGUGGGCCUACUUUGAUAGGAUCACCUUCCUGUCAAUCACUUGAUGUCAUAAUGAUGUCAAAGUUCAGUGGGACUCACUAGAAACCCCCAACCAGCUGCUCAACUGGUGACCUACUUUGAAGGUGCACCCCCAGCUCCAAUCAGCUAAUUGGUGCUGGAAGCGAAACUUCCAAGGGGCACGCUCCAUUUGCUUGAAGCACCAUUUUAGCCAAGUGGUUUGAAUGCAAACUACUUCAAGAAAACAGAGCAAGUCCAUAUAAAAGUGAGCUCCCGGUAUCAAAAGAUCUUUCUCCGCUUCUAACAAAGUCCCCUUGGCUGCUCUAGGAGAACUCCUUAGUGCAUCUGAUCUCAGUGAGGAUUCCUGUCAGCUGAUGGGCACUGACGGGGAGCCUCACUUGUAAAAGAACAAUUGAGAGCAUCAGGCACGGGGCAUAUGGGCAUAAUUGAUGGAGAACAGUCUCACAGGCCAAAUUGGGCCUGUGCCAUACCUUAAUAGGUUUGCAUACUAGAGAGUCCCCACCACUGCUUUAGAAAAAAGGCGACAUAGGUGGAGACAUGAGAAAUGUACUAAAGUUAGACAUUGUGUGGAGAAAGCCAGUUAUGAUUUUCUCCCUCCCUUGCCCACAGUUCCAGAACUUGGGGCCAUUCAAAUUGAUGGGCUGUAGACCUAAGGAUGACAGUAUUUAUUGCAGCACAUAAUUCAUUCUGGAAUUUGCUGAUCCAAUAUGUGACUACCACAAACAUAGGCGGUUGUUUAAACCACCUGAAAGGAGUUUAGACAAAUUUAUGGGCAGCAUCUCUUAUCUAUGGCUGUUAAUCGUGAUGGCCAAACGGGACCACAGUAGAGGGGCAAUACCAUCAAGCCCUGUGCCUAAACUUUCUGCAGACCUCUGUAGAAAAUGAGGUGCUGGAGUAGGUGGACUUUUUUUGUUUAAUUGAGCUGGGCCCUUUUUUAUAUUAAGAUGACUCUAGAUUUGUCCAGAUAAAGUUAUAUUGCAUGGUAAACUAGCUUCUCGGCUGUUGCUGCUUUAUGAAACUUGCAGUAGUCAAGCAAAAUACCGGUAGCAACCAUUUUGCACGGGAGUUCCAUUCCUGACCCCUGUGUGCAUCAGUGGAGCACACAUUAAGUCCACCCCAUUCUGCCCCCACCCUUUCAGACCACUUCUAGGUUGGCAGAGACCAGAGUGUGCAUGAUUGUGCAUCAAUUGGACGAGUUUAAAAUGGUCACUGUUAGUAGUAACAUAAACCAGUCCUUGAGGAGUAAAUGAACCUUUCAUGGGGUUACAGCAGUGGUUCUCAAAGGGUGUGAUAGGAAAGGAUGGCAAGUGUGGCAGGAAGAUUCAAGGACAAUCAAAGAAACAUUUAAACAAUUCAGUGUAGUAUAAUAUAGUAUAGUAUCAAAGUAAUUUAUAUAUAUACACACACACAACCAGAAACAGUAUCCACACCUCUCUUCAAGAGCAUUGGCUAUUUAUUCUUCUACUAUUCUCCACUACAUACAGUGAAAAACAGGGAAUUGUCAUAUUUGUCAGUCAAAAAUCCCUGAUCACUGCAUAUAGCGAACAGGGAUUUUUGACUCUGACAAAUAUGAGAGAUCAUAAAAGAGAAAGGUUUCUUUGUGUCAAUGAGGAGAUGAGAGUUUGUCUCAAAUCAGAACUAAGAUAAAUAAGAUUACCCCGCAAAAAAAGCAAGCUCAUACCUCUCACUGAGUUUGUAUACAUACUUAAAGUACAUGUGUAAGAGGCUCGUUUAUAAUUAUAUUUUGGGAAUGAUUCAUGUUCUUAUGUAUCUGCAUUGUUUUAUACUGUAUGGGUGUCCCAUGAUCAUAUUAUAAAGUUGUUGUGUUCUGUGUUAUAAAUCAAGCACUGCUGGGAGUUGUUUCUUUUUGUUUUCCAAUGUAUUUCUUAUCGAUUAAAAAAAAAGGGUGUGGCCAUGAACAGAUUUUUUUUCUGAAAGUGUAGCCAAGAGGAAAAAAAGUUUUAGAACUAGUGGGUUUUAGAGUAUAUGACUUUCUUUAAAGAAUGGCCAUUACUCUUAUACCAGAUAGGUGCUGCUGUAAAAAAUAGCAUCCUUUCCUGUGUUGGGUACCACUUUCAGGGCCCACAAUUAUAGUAACCCUAGUCGGGCAUGGCAGCUCAAACUCAUGCAUUUGUCUUGGCCAGCUCUGAAAGAUAAAUUAUUAGUUGGAGAUCAGCAUUUAGGAUGAACUGCCAACUGGACCACCCAAGUCAUGAGGAGAAAAUAACUAUGAGUGUAUGGUUAGCAUAUAAGUUUAAAUAAAGAAUAUAAAGUAGAUUCAAACUUGUAGUGUGGUGGCUGCUUUUCUCCCUUCCUUUCGUGUAAAUCUUCGCUUGUUUUUACACCAGGAGCUUAUUGCAAAGCUCUUGUAUUAACACAGGCAGAAUGUGAAAGAAUAAAGAGAAGGCUUUAUUUGAUUUUCUGUGCUUUCAUCCAUCUUGAAUGUUGAUAUUUGAACAGUACUAGUGAUGGUCUAUACCGCUGAAUUUCAAUGGGGAAAUGAAUUGUAGAAAAAACACAUCUGUGCUGCUGAGCUUUUUAUUUAUAUAGUCCAUCUUAACUGCAGAGACAUCCCAUCAGCCUAAUAAAAUGCUGUGUUCCAGACUGCAUGUAUACAUUAUAGGAGCCAAGCAACCCCUUCGUCUGCUUACAAGAACACAGCUUUACAUUUUUGACAGGGACAUAAAUAUCUGUUGCUGGAAUGUUAAAAGCAGGUUAUAGCCAAGAAGUAAUGUGGUCAAGCAGGUCAUAUGGGCUGACUUCCUAUAAGUACUCAUUCGAACAAAGCUGUGUAUUUUCCCGAAGAGCUAAAGCAAGCAGUAAUUUUCUCAGUGUAUGCAUUCUGGUCAUAGCAUUUGAUAGAUGACACCUUUGAACAAGGCAGCGGCUUAAACUAGCUGUGGGCCCCCAAACCCUACUAUGAGGAAAUGUAAAUUCUUAAAAGUUCUACCUAGAAUAAGUAGAUAAUGAAUAAAAUUGCAUUUUUUAAAGGACAGAAAGCAGAAUAAAGUGGUAGGAUCAUGAAAUGUUUGACUAGGACCUGGGAGAGCCGUGUUCAAAUCCCCAUUCACCCAUGAAGCUCACUGGGUGACUUUGGGCCAGUCACCAUCUCUUAGCCUAACCUACCUCACAGGAUUGUUGUAAGAAUGAAACGGGGAGCAAGAGAACCAUGGACACUACCUUGAGAUCCUUAGAAGGUGGUAUAACUUUAAUAACAUUUAGAGUAUGGUUACCAGAUUUUUUUCAAUGAAUCCGGGGGACCCCCCCUUUUUUUUGGAAGCUGAGUAGCAACAGGGAGUCAGUGGUGGGGUUGGAGAGGCAAAAGACCCUGGGCCCAAGCACACAUGCAUAUCCCGAGCCUUCCCUGAUGAUCUGACCCCUUCCCCCUUUGUUUUGACAGAUUGGGGGAGGCCCAGGAGUCUCGGGUGGGCAGGCGUUGCCCAGGAGGGGCGCAAGGUGCGCGGUUUCUCUGCCAGGCAAGGUGCAAAGCCCUUCUUUCGCACCCUGUGAAACAUAAAUGCGCAGAGUUUUUUAAAAAUUGGGCAACGACUGGCCACAACUACUGAGCCCCCCCCCAUCAGUCAAAACAAAGGGGGAAGGGGGCAGGAGAUCUGUACCGCCAGACAUCCCUGGUUCCCCUUCAGCAGUGGCGGUGGCAGCGGCAGUCAGCAGUCCGGAGCCAGCUUGGUAGUGCAGUUGGUUCUGGCUGGCUUCAGGAGCUGCUCGCUGCUGUGGCGCCUGACAUAUGAUGUCAUGGCACACAACAUCAUAUGGGGACUUCCGGCGAGGAAAAAUGGCAGGCGCCACAGCAGUGAGCAGCUCCUGAAGCCAGCCAGAGCCAACUGCGCUACCAGGCUGGCUCCGGGCUGCCACAUUUCCUGGGGACAGAUUUGCAAAUCUGGGGACUGUCCCCAGUAACUGGGGACGUCUGGUAACCCUACUUUAGAGUCAAAUUACACAAACUACAAAAUAAUAAUUAGGAAUAAAAAAUAGUAAUUGGGGAGAACCUUCUAAAACUUGGUCACGACAUGGAUGUCUUAGUUCAGGUUUGCUGGCCAAUGCUCCCCAUGCAAUUUGGAUGCUGCUCUGCACAAACACUAUAAUGCGAAGUUGUGCAUCCACCCCUUAAGAGUUAACAUUCUUUCUGAAUUCCCAGGCAUUUGGGUCAGAGAGUGGUGAGAAGCAAAGAGAAGUUUAGCAUAUGCUGUACGCACAUAAUGCAUCCCCUCCAACGAUUCUCUGAUGAAAAUAUGGAUGUCCCAUACCUUAAUGAUACUUUUACUAUUUAUAACCCACACAUCUUACUGGGUUGCCGCAGCACUCUGGGCAGCUUCCAACAUAUAUAAAAACAUAAUAAAACAAUAAACAUUUAAAAACUUCCCUAUACAGAAUUGCCUUAGCCUGCUUGGGGGUUGGAAAACGCCAUACCCUCCAACAUUUCUUGGAUGGAAAUAGGGACAUUUGCCAACUUGCUUGUCUUCCAUUUGAUUGUUCGUCCUCUGUUUCUGAGUAAACAGGGGUCAGUGUGUGUAGUGGUUAAACUAGUGUUGGGAAAUGUAGAGUCCAAAACCUACUUAAGUGAUCUUGGGCUCCUCAGCCUAACCUACUCCAUAAGUGGGGGUGGAGAGAACAUGCAUGCCAUGCUGAACUCCUUGGGGGAAUAUUAAUUCAAAAUGUAAUAACUGCACAUUGGAACCACAGCUAGGGAGGAACAACGCAUUCCCCACCCCCACCAUCAUGCUUGCAAGAGUCUCUUAUUGCUCGUGCCUGGAGAGUGUCCUCAUGUGAUUAGUUCCAUAAUGCCUUUGCAGAGAAUCAUCACAUCCACUUACUUAUACCUGCCUGUGUGUACCUUGCAGCAUUAAAUCAUCACCUGCUGUCCCCUCCCAAGGCACUUCACAGGCUGCAAAAGAUUUUUCAGCACCUCUUAUACCUCCCAGGGGCAAAAGAUUGUGUCACAAUAGAUUAGGGCUCCUUUGUAGUUCAACUAACAUUGAUCAUGUGGUAGUUUCAUUUAAGUAUGAGCUUGGAGCAUUUGGGUAGGUGAAAGUUGGCCGGCAUUGGCAAAUCCCAGGUCAGCAAAGAUGGCAGGAACAGUUCUUCCCUAUCAAGGCCCUUGGUAACAAGAAAACACUUCACAUCCACAAAAUAUGCCCAAGCUUACAUAAUCCAUUGCCAAGCAUGUUUAAGAGGCAGAACAUCAGUUCAUUGUAUUAGGUAAUUAACACUAAUUACUUAAUGACAAGUUCCUGUGUGACUCCAUAGAGCUGCUCUUCUGCUAGUAGCUCUGUCCUUUUCUUCGCCACAUUUACAUUGCUGUGCUAGCCUUUCUGUUGGCUAGAUGUUUGUGUUGUGGAUAUCUUUGGGACUCUCUUUAGAGACUAGCUGUACAAAUCUUGUGAUGUGAUGAUCUCCUGCCCACCAGAGGAUGUUUUGGCUGACGGGAAAAUGUGAUUUCCUGAGCAUCUGAAGAACCAGUACAAUUAGAACAGCUCCUUGGUGAUGUCUACCUGGUCCGUUGAAGUGAGUUUUUAAAGUAAUAUGCUCUUUUUAAAACUAGCAAAUAGUUUGAGAUGGGGUAAGGAAAAUACAUCAUAUUUUAUAUAAUAGAAAAAGACUCCAAUACAAGGUAUUCUACUGGUUUCCUGUACAACUGGGCCUGUUAUUUGGGGCCGGGUUGGGGGGUAAGGAUCUCGCAAUAGGAGAACAGGCUCAAUUUAGACACCAUGCUAGUUUGUUAAAAAUGAACAGAUAAGAACCUUGGUUUCAUACACUCUUCGCUCCCCUUCUUUUUGAUGUGAUGGGAAGACGCCAGACUUGAACCAUAGCGUAUCAUUUCGUCUUCAUGAGGCAAGCCAUAAUUUUGUGUCAAAGUUUGACACAAACUUACAAGAGUUUAACCUCCUCCCCUCAUAUAGAAAGGAAGAAAGAAGUAUGAGAGUCUAAGGCUCAGUUGUCUCAUUCUCUCAUCCCUAUCACUAGAUUGAAGUAGAUAACUUGGAACAGGGAUUUAUGUGGGUGGGAGGGAAGCCUAGCAAAGAAGUGUAGUGAGAGUGAUGCUGGAAUGAAUGCUGGGGCAGUAAUUGUGUUUCAGAACUGGGAACCAAGUUUGAUAUGGUUCCUUUCCAAAAUUAUUGCAUUUCCAAAUCCACCUGAAACAAUUUUCCUUUGAAAACUAAAGCAACACCAGCACAUAUAGUCAAUACAAGUGCGCUGCGUCCAAAACCUAUUUGCUUAGCUUUUAUAUUGCAUGUCUUGUGAUUGUUUAGAGAAUAUACAUUACUGAGAAUAUUUGUGACUGCUCUGUGAGGUUGUUUGAUAUUAUCCCCUUCUUAUAUGUUCCUCCUAAGGGUUACCAAAGUGUGACCCUGAAGACGGGGGAAAGAACCUUAUUCUUUAGGUAAUGCCUUUUCUGAAGGAUGUUGUUGUUGUUGUUGUUGAUGAUGAUGAUUUUAAGCUUUUACCUGCUCUAAGCCAGAAUGGCACAGAUGAAAAGCUGAAAUAAAUGAAAUUGAAAUAACUCAAGAGAAUGGGUGUGUUUUCUCUCAUACAUGUUGUCAAACUUUCAUAGUAGAAGCUGAAAUUUUCAUACCUUUAAUCUAGCUUCCUGAGAGCAAGAAAAAAUCACAUGGCACACCCUCAGAGAAAAAGAAGUGUCACCUGUGAGACCCUGUGUCACUUGUGAAAGUUGUGCCAUUCAUCUGCCCCUUGAUCUCAUUGAAAUAAUUGCGAAUACGAUUGAAAUGGGUUUAUAGCCCCUAACACUUUGCAGCUAUACAAACAAUCUCAAGUUGCUCACUCCCUGUUUCAAAGCAAUGGAGUCUAAGGGGUCGGCAAAGCCGAAAAUGAAAAAGAAACUUAACUGGGUGCAAAAUUGUGCAUUGACUGCAUGCUCCUACACAAAUAAAUAACAGGAUCUGUACUGCUGGUGUGCCAAUAGGAUAGCAUGUGGUGCUGGUAUAAGUAUUUCCCACUAUUCUUUGGUUUGAAGGUGCUCCCUUGCCUCUUUUGCUGUGGUGAAGCAGGAACAGCACAAGACGACCCAGCUUAAGGCUUCGAUCCUGUGCCUAUUUAUUUAGAUGCAAGCCCUGCUUUGUGGCUCUUGCCAUCUUACUGCAGCGGACCACUGUCCUCUAGCCCAGCACUGUCUACUCUGACUGGCAGUGGCUCUCCAAAGGCUCCAGCAGAGUUCUUUCCCAUCCAUAGUAGCUGAGAUCCUUUCGGCUAAAAGGACCUCUACAUCAGGGAAGGGCCAUGGCUUAGUGGGAGAACAUCUGCGUUACAUGCAGAAGGUCCCAGGUUCAAUCCAUGGCAUCUUCCAUGGAGGCUGGGAGAGAGCCUUCUCUGAAAUGCUGGGGAGCUGCUGCCAAUGUAGAUACCAUAUUUUUUGCUCUAUAAGACUCACUUUUUCCCUCCUAAAAAGUAAGGGGAAAUGUGUGUAUGUCUUAUGGAGUGAAUGCAGGCUGCACAGCUAUCCCAGAAGCCAGAACAGCAAGAGGGAUUGCUGCUUUCACUGCGCAGCGAUCCCUCUUGCUGUUCAGGCUUCUGAGAUUCAGAAUAUUUUUUUUCUUGUUUUCCUCCUCCAAAAACUAGGUGCGUCUUGUGGUCUGGUGCGUCUUAUAGAGUGAAAAAUACGGUAAUACUGAGCUAGGUCAACUAAUGGUCUAACUCGGUAGUGGGCAGCUUGCUAUGUUCUUUCCUGUGUCCUUACAUUCUCUACAGCCCCUUCACAUACAAAUUCAGUGAAAUUUACUUCUGGGCAAGUAUGCAUAGGGGUGGGCUGCAAAUUCUAAUCAUGUUUCUGUCUAAAUAAUCCCUGAGAAAGCAAUGGUGGUUUGCUUUUCUGUGAUCGCAUCAGGUGCUCCUUAUUUUGACCAUGAUCUAAACCCUUGCUGUCCACCACCUUUUAAUUAAGCUUUAAUGUGGGUUUAUUUACACCUUGGAAGGGCUUGGCCUACAUCUUCUCAUUACUUGGGGGAAGGCCAAAACUUGAGAACCUUCAUUAAUUAAAAAGAGCCCAGCUGGAUGCUAUGGGUGUUUCCCUUGCCCCGCCCCUCUCAGUUUCACGAGAACUUCCUUCAUCCUUUUAAAAUACCUAAAUAUAGGACCAGUUCUUUGGCCCCGUUUGACACAGAUUUUAUUAGGAACUGAAUGCACUGAAGAUGGGAUUGGGGGGUAGGGGUGGGGAGAAUUACUGGAAAACAGAUGAGCUGUUAUUACAGCAAUGCUUCUGUAAUCUUGAGAUGCAAAAUGAGUAAAACAAUACGUUCUUCAGCAGCCUUCCCCAGCCUGUGCCUUCUGGCUGUUUUUCUGUGCUGUCUGGAGUUGAUGUACUCCAAAACAUCUGGAGGUACCAGGUUGGAGGAGCCUGUUCUAGAUCGUAGAGAGGAGGCGGAGGAGGAAGUUAGCAUGUCUCAUUAAACAGAAUGAAGAGUUCUGCUUAAUUCAAAAGCAGAAGUAGUGCAAGAGUCACAGAGCAGUUCCAUGUAAGUGGUGUCCACCUGAAGGUUCAGGAAGUACAGUGGUACCUCGGCUUACAUACGCUUCAGGUUACAUACACUUCAGGUUACAUACACUUCAGGUUACAGACUCCGCUAACCCAGAAAUAGUGCUUCAGGUUAAGAACUUUGCUUCAGGAUAAGAACAGAAAUUGUGCUCUGGCGGUGCGGCGGCAGCAGGAGGCCCCAUUAGCUAAAGUGGUGCUUCAGGUUAAGAACAGUUUCAGGUUAAGAACGGACCUCCGGAACAAAUUAAGUACUUAACCCGAGGUACCACUGUAUCCCCUAAGUGUAGAAACAAUAUUCUCCCCUCUGAUGGACCCAUGCUUGCCCCAGGGAGCCACUAAGAUAAGUUCCUUCAGUCCAGGAUCAAUCUAACUUCACAAGCCAUGUGAAAUAUUUCAGGUACCACCAUGGGCGUAGCCAAGAGGGUUCAGGGGGGCAGCUGCCCCUCCCAAAUCAAGUAAAUCAAUAAAAACCCUUAACUGAGGUUCUGCCCAACAUAAAUCCUUGCUAAGCCCAUGUGUAUCACUGAAACAGCUGCUUCAUCUGAACUUUGCCCCCCUGCCUUGGGUUCCCUUUUAAUGUUGCAGAGGGUGCUGAGGACCAGCCAUGGGUCACUCAGCCCUAAACAAUCUGAAAGGUGCACAUUGCCACACUCCUUAAAGCAAGCAAAAUGUUUGGAGUUGACUCUUAUUUUCAAGUAAUGGAGCAAUGUGGGGGAAAGUGCUUGAAAUGUGGGCAUCUGCACAGAAUGGCUGUAAUGUUUAGCACAUAUCCACAAUAACUGAAUUUAUUUCCUGCCUUGGACCAUCCUGAGGUUUGGAUUUUUGUAGGGGUUUUUUUUAAUCCCUACAGCAGGCACAGUUGUUUACAGCAGAAAAUAAAACAGAGGAUGUUAACAUAUCCAGUUUGCUGGCUGGCUGGGGCUGCUUUGAGAACAAAGAAGGUGGAAUGCAGGAUAUAUUAAUCAGGGGUUCCAGUUUCAUUAAGAAAAACUGUAGCACAUAGCUGCUUUGCCGCAAGAGAAAAUGUCACAACAUCUUAGUUGGUUUUGCCCUCUUUCUUAUUCCAUGUGGGUUUUGCAAAUCUUGAAUAUUUGAACACCUAAGGAAGCUGUCUAAUCUAAAACAAAUAAUUAUUAUCUAGUUUUGAGAGAAAAGCUGAAGGUUCUAGCAGCAGAGGAUAAUGUCCAUACAAGAAAAACCAUGUUGCAAGGCUGCAGUCUAAUACACACACGUGUGAAUAAAUCCCAUAGAACUCAGUGGGAUUUCCCCCUUGAAUAAUCAUGCACAGGUGUGAGCUACAGGUUGGUUGAAUAUUGUGAGCCUUGAGCAUCUUUACUAGGCUACAAAUCCUGUUGAGAUGUGAAGGGGGUUGCUUCACGUCUUUCGUUUUAAGACCUGGGUGCAUAAUUGCUCUGGCACUGUAGAAAUGGGCCAAGGCAUGAGAUUGGGGUCAAAAUCUGUUUAAUCCAACAAACUGAGGAUUGGGAUAUGAUACUACUGUACAGUAUAUGUAUUAUGCUAAGGAAAGCUUUGCCUACUGCCCUUCACCUCAUGGGCAGUAAAACCAAAGCCUCUGGUGCCUUUGAAAUCUGGGCACUCAGGAGUCCUCAAGUUCAAUUGCCUGGUGUCAGGUGAUCAAUGCACGUGUGGCUCCACAAGGUUCAGAUCUGAUAAAGGUGUAGACACACACAGUUUGAAAUCCUUGAACCACUUUCUCAGGAGUAAGCUCCGUUAAGUCACUAGAGUUGUGCUAUUUAACUCAAUUUUAGCCAUCGCAUCUGUACCUCGCCUUCCUCUAAGGUGGUUGGAGCAUCACCACCCACAUGAUUCCCCCCAGUCAGUCCCCCUGUUUAAUUCUCAUAACAGCCCUGUUAGGUUAAGUUGGGCAAUUGGCCGCAGAUCACAUAAUGAACCUUGCGACUUUAGCAGGGAUUUGAACCCAUGCCUUCUUGCUUGUCAAAGUCUAGCAACAUCACACUGGCUCAUAGACAUAUUUAGGGGCUGCUACAUGCAAAGGAUAAGGGAUGCAGGUGGUGCUGUGGGUUAAACCACAGAGCCUAGGACUUGCCGAUCAGAAGGUCGGCGGUUCGAAUCCCCGCGACGGGGUGAGCUCCCGUUGCUCGGUCCCUGCUCCUGCCAACCUAGCAGUUCGAAAGCACGUCAAAGUGCAAGUAGAUCAAUAGGUACCGCUCCGGCGGGAAGGUAAAUGGCGUUUCCAUGCGCUGCUCUGGUUUGCCAGAAGCGGCUUAGUCCUGCUGGCCACGUGACCCGGAAGCUGUACGCCGGCUCCCUCGGCCAAUAAAGCGAGAUGAGCGCCGCAACCCCAGAGUCAGCCACGACUGGACCUAAUGGUCAGGGGUCCCUUUACCUUUAGCUUUUACAUGCAAAGGAAGGCGGGGCUUGUCUCAAGGGUCAGGGUGGGGCAGAAGAGGCGAUUGGUGCAGAUGCAGCUGCCCUGGCCCACCCCCCCAGGAGUGAGGAAAAAACCAAUCACCUGCUAAAAUUCCCACUUGGCCGUCACUAUUAAAGAUACAGGAAGAAGCCUUGUUGUCUUUAGCAUCUGAUUAUCUUUCAGCCCAGCCCUAUACACCAGGGGUGGGCCACCUCAGACCUGGGAAACAAAUGUGGCCUCUUUGCCUGGUCCUUAAAACUCUCCCCAGGCCACGUCCCUCUUUUCCCAGGCUAGGAUGCCUCCUGAACUCCGAUAAUGCCUCUCGCCUGCCUGGGUAAACGACAGAGAGGGGUGUGUGCAGAAAUCAGUCGCCUGGACAAAGGUAAAAUUUACAUUAGUUGCCUUGCCUACUUUUGCUUCUAGUCCCACCCACCAUUGGCAUAUGCCACACACCCCUAGUUUGCCCCCAAAGGAAUGCAAACCUUGGUCUCAGCAAGGUUCCUCACUCCUGUUAUACUACUCAGAAGCAGAUUUGACCUGGAGUUGUUCCCCAGUAAGUGUUCCCAAAACUGCAGCCUCAAAUUCCCCCUAAGCUGCACAAGUGCUGUGCUUGAACUUCAGUUGCUUUGAAAUUAGCACUACUACUAGCGGAGCUUGUUGCUGCACUCUUAAAAAUACUUGCACAUACAGUAAAUUAAAGCUCAUUUUUAUAGAGACGCUCUGGAUUUCUAGCGAGUCCCCCCAAACAGUUCCGAUAAAGCUGCAUCAAACGUGCCACGCAGGGAAAAUAGGAAUAACCCAGGUGUGAAGGAUGCAAAAGCGUUGUGUUAAAAGCAGGCAUUUUAGCAGGUGUCACUUGUCGCGCAGAGGUGAGAAACCUGACGCCUCCACAAAUUCCUCUUGCAAAGAGCGAUUUGCGUAGCAAGUUCCGCCUCCCGCAAAGUGCCACGACUCUUGUUUACUUACUUGCGAAGUCUCAUUGUUUAAGCAAUAAAUCUUUGACCUGAGCCUAUGCUUGUUUGCUCAGAAGCAAAUCCCACAGCCACCGUAGGGUUUACUUCCAGAUACAUGCAUCCUUUUGCUGCUGUGUAACUUGACUUUUGCUGGGGGGGUCAGCGUGGUUUACUUUGAAGUAAACGUGUAUCGGAUUGCCGUCGUGCAACCCAACCGUAUGCAUGUUAACUCGGAAAUUAACCCUCAAGUAUGUGUGCAGUACACCCUGUGAAACCUACUUUGGGAGUAAAGUGCGACGGAUCUUGGCGGAACUUACUUCUGCGAAAGCAUGCACUGGAUCGGGUUACUCGGUCGCGAUCUCGUGCGUUUAUUUUGCUGGUUAGGUUGCAAACCUAAUUCCGUUUUCCUGGAAGUGAGCCGCACUGGAUUCAAUAACUUAGGAGUAGACACGGUUAGGCUCGCAGCCUUUGUUUUUGCGAUUCACAAGUUAAGCCCGUUUACUUUCAAGUAAGCGCUCCUCGGUAAAACAUGCAUGGGGUUUGCAAGCUUAUUCCUCGGGAUCGCGUCGACCAAUUUUAGCGGUUUUGCAAAGGCUUCUGAUCUCAGCAUUUAGAGUUUAGUUUCUUCCUGCGUUUCCAGGGUGCGCGGGUGUUAAUACUGACAGUUUGUUGCAAGUUAGGAGAACACGCUAGCCUCCCCUUGGCGUCCUCCUGUGCAAGGCAAACGUCGGGAGGGCUGUACACGCAGAGCCAGUCUCCCUCGGUGCUGCGACGGUUCAGGAUGCCUCCUACAGGGGGCUCCAGCCCAGUGGUCCAGCGCCGGUUCUCCCCUGCCGUGGGGAACCUGAGACGGCUGGGCGUGUCACUUAGCCGCGGGCUAGCCAAUGGCUCCCGGGCGCCAGGAAGCCCCGCCCACCAGCCCGCUCUUACGCCCCGCCCACUGGCUCUUGGACUGCUCUCCUCGGAGCCGCUGGCUCAGAGCGCGUCUGCGUGAGUCACCUGGAAGCGGGAUGGAGCUGUUGCUGCAGCCCCAGCAGAGCUCAGAGCGCGGCGAGGGGCAGAUCGUGCCCGAGUAACCGCCUCGCUCGCAGCAUCAGGGGGUGGGGAGGGCGGAUUACAGUCAGCACAAACCACGAGGAAGCCUUGGAAAAGAAGAGGGGCUAUGGUGGCGCACGAUGACGCCGGGGGGCUGCUCCCCAUUAAGAGGACUAUUCGGGUGAUAGAUGCGCAGAACCAGUCUUUCAGGGAACAAGAGGUAAGGCGUGCGUAAAAAGCCUUAAGCAAUCGGAAGAACGAUAAAGGGUUUUCUUAAGUGGCACGGUUCUGCAUAGUUGCCCAAAGCGUUGCCCAAAGUCCGCUCUUUUCAACAGAAGGAGGUUUGCUUCAGAGUAAGCCUUCAAGGGAUUACGCUGCGCGUGUAAGAGGUGGAAGCGUUGAUUUGUUUGGCACCUUGCUCCUAAACCUGCCUGUUUAAAAAUGACUGAAAUGAAGUCACCUGUAGCAGGCAAACGUGGAAGUCCUGUAGAAAUGCCGUCAGCUUGCUGGGAGAGGUGCAAAAGAGAGUGAAAACCGUCGGAGUGUCUGGGUUGCUCUCCGUAGGCUAAGGUGUGAGUCAGUGAGUAGAGAGUAGUACUAUUUGUACUUUUGUGUCUUGCAUACUUUAUUUGAAGCUGCUAGCUAAGCAUGACUUAACAGCCCUUUCAGGAAAAGCUUCUCUUACAGCUGGGCGCUGUUAAGGAAAGGUGUAAUUGCGGCAGGCAGUUCUGAACUCCUUAAUUAGGGUGCCAAGUGUGUGUCUCAUGCCUUUCCUGUUAAAAGGAAGCUGCUGGGGUGUGUUGAAACCCUUUGGGUAUUUGUUGAGGUCUAGGCAUUGACCCUGCUUUAUUUAUUAAGAGGGAGGGACUGCUUAUAGCAAUGAUGUCGAGGAGCCAGGAAGGUAUAGUCCUAAAAUAUUAUGCAUGUUAUCUAAAGUUGCAUGCUGACAAAGGCAUGAACCAUGGAAGGAGAAGAAGGGAAGUCUUUGCAUAUUCUAAAGUUUGUAAAAAGUUUGUUUUGAAAUGUAAAAUUGGAAACUUAAGAAAAAUGGUUACAAAAAAGAGAAAUAAGCUCCCCCCCCCCAUCCGUUUACCAUUUAAGGAACCUGAAGCAACUGAGCCAUUUGUCAGUGGAAUUUGGUUGCUCAUUCUCUCCUCUCCCCCUAACCUUCUGAGUUUAGCAUGGCUUGUUCCUCUUUUACAUUAAUUCUGCCCACCUCCCAAUCUUGUGAUGUUGUGUGUAUGUAUCCUGCAAUGGAGUAAGCGGACACAAAUGAGUUACAGUAUUUCAUUGACUGCCAGUAGGGUUACUUGUCUGGGUAUGCGUUUUCAAGGGAUCAAGCUCCACUGUGGGUGCUUAGUUGUACACUUUAAUGGCAUUUCCCUUACUGUUGAGUAAAUUGGUCUCCAAGACAUUCCUACAGGAUUAUUGCUUGUAUGGACGGUGAUAUGAGGCAUAACGAAAGUACUUUAAUCCUGCUGAAAUGCAUACCUCAAGGUGUCUUCUGGUGGGAUGGUGGGAAUUAUGAGAACUCAAAAGUCAAGACUGCUAUAAGUGAUGCCUUGUGACAUAUGACAUCCUGUCCGGAAGCAUUGUUGGUUUCUUUAUGAUUCAACAGUUCGGCUUUAAUAAGGCAGAACUUGGAAGUUGAGUCUAAACAUUCUGGUGCGACACACGCAAGGAUUUUUGGCAGCUGUGGAGGUGAAAUAUACCAACUGAAAGCAAACUUCAGGAUAUUUCUCAGUAAGCUUGCCUUUAUUUGUCUGUCUGGAUGUUCCAUGUACAGGAGACUUUAUUAAUUUAGGAGGACAGGGCAAAAAACCGUUUUUAUGUUAUCUGCCAACCUGAAGGUUCAGUACUGUGAGUCCUGACAGGUUAUAUAGGUCUUGAACGCAGCUUGGAUGUACUGCCUGAGAUUGCCGAAUUGAAGACAACAGGGUGUGUCUCUUUGCCAUUUGUUAACCUGUCUUAAUUUGGGAUAUUGCCAUAACUUUCCUAAAGUGGAUAUUAAUAGAUGUAGUGAGCUGCUUCUCUUCUUGCCGAGCAGAUAAUGCCAUUAGAAAUGUACACACAAGCGCUUAGGAUUAACAUCUUGACUUGAUGAAAGAGACUCCAUAAAUUAGAUGUGAUGUUUUGAGGAGUGGAGGUUAAGUCAGAUUCUUUAUUGAUUCACCAGUAUGUUUAUAGGGUUUAUGUCUAAGUCAUAAAUUUGUGACAGAGAAGAGUUUUUGCUUCCAGAGAAACCUUGUAGUUUCUCUAUUGGGUUCAGAGAUGAACAGCUUCAUAGUCCUAAAUCCUUUGUUACCCUGGAUAUGGCAAAAUGGUGGAGAGAAACGACUGUCACAUGAGCACCUUUGGAUGAGUGCUGAGGAACCACGUAAGUGGUCUAUUCCAAUGGAUAUCUAACUACAAACAGAAGCAUAUUGUGGGAUCAGACUUUAGUCUUAGAAGUGAAUUUCCAGAUGUGGCUAUCAAGUGUCGGCUUCUUCUUCCAGGCAGCUGGUGUAAAACCUGUGCCCCUGAGCUCUUCAGCUCACAUCUCAUUUGGCAUUAACUGAAAGCCUAUGUUUCCCAGGUGUUCUCAGCAUUUGGACUUGCUUGCCUGAGAGGCAUUCAGGUUCAGUUCAAAGGUUUCAUCUGAACGUGACUGAUUUGUUUUCUGAAGCAAAAGAAGCCUCUGGAAGAAUAUUUUAUAUUCUCUUCUUUGCUUGCUUCUGUGCUGAAGUGUGAAGGCUAUUUUCUACACAAGAGCAGGCAAGGAUGUCAGAUAAUGCUCUUUAAAAUUCACAACUUGAAAAACUGGUUCAGUCAUGCUCUCCAUUGCUGCAACUCCGAAACUCAAAGCUUGCCUCCCGAUCUCCCAUCAGGAACAAUGAACAAAUUGCUCAAAAGACAAUUUUAAAAUACUUGGUGAACUAUUUCGGUGUGAGAACAGUGAACUCAAAACGUAUGCAGUCUGCCUGUUCACAGAGGUUUCCAGAAGAGCAAUAAUUGUCUAAAAGGGGUGUUGUUCCUUUUUUAAGGCUAAAGAAAAUUAGAAGAGGGGGGAAGCUCCUCUCCCCCCAAUCUGAAGAAAACCAGUUUUGUUUCUGCCCAGUGUCUGUCUGAUUUGGAAUGAAAUUGCCAAGAUGUUGAGUGGUUGAGUGGGAGUGUGUGUGUGGAAUCCUUUGUGCUCUGUAAAAAAGGGAAAUUUUUUUUGCCAGCCUUGCCACAUUUUUGUGCUUCACAUUGGCAGUGCUGUGCCAUACAGGCAUCUAUGAAAGCUUAAUGUACACACCAACAGCAUGGUGCUGUGAUACAUGCCUGCAACAGGCCCUUGAGAAAAGGAGCUCCCCUGCCAGUUCUCAGUUUUUCCUCUGCAGAGCUCUAGCUUCUGUGUUCUCCUCUUCUACCUUAUUUUACAGUGCUGAAUUCAGCAUAUACCCAUGUAAACCUUUUCCUUACUCUCCACUUGAAAUAUCAUGUUGCAACACAGCUGUGGAAUGCAUUGUAGUGCCUAAAGAAUGUAGAAGCCACCGUGAAAAACUCAUUCUUCUUGGUUUUUUUAUCAUCACUUUUUGCUUAUUUUUUAAAAGAAUCAAUGUCUAGUCUACCUUUUUAGGCUCACAAACUAAAGCACCCACCGUAAUACAUUCCACAUUGAGCAAAUGUGGGGGAAUAUGUCCUCUUUUUUAGUGCAAACUUAAGUUCGCUUCAUCCACCUAAGUCAUUAAUAUAGUGCUUUUUUAUUUACAGAGGGCUUUUAUAUUGGCAGUACCCCUUUCAGAUAGUUGCUGCACACAACAUUUACAUGAGGAAGAGUGACUUGCCCAAGGCUAUACAGUGAGGCAAAUGGGGCACUCCCAGACCCAACCCCAACCUGCUGUUCUCUGGGCUAGACACGGUGGGAGGAGCUGGUCUUUAGGCUGUAGCUGAAAUCUUGCAUCUUGAGCAAAGUAAACAGGUUAGAUUCACUGGUGAGUCUCUUGGCUCCCAAGCCUCUGUUCAACAUAUGUGAACUGGAAAUAACAGCACCCUGCUUCACAGCUUUAACCGCAAGAACAAAUAAAACAGGAAGCAUGGUUAUCUGUCAUGAGUUUUGGUGACCUAGCAGGUCUGUAUGAAAGGAGUUCUGCAUAUACCCAUGGACAUUAAAAUGGCAUACUUUUAUUUAUUUCUUUUUUGUGUGCAUUGCUUCCUAUGAAACAACUCAAAGCGAUUUAACAAUAAAACCUAUAUAAAACAAUUUCAUAUACUGUAGAUUUGUGUGUGUGUUCAUUCCCCCCCUCCCCCAGUGAGAUACAUUAUGAAACUGCAAGCAAGCAAUGAUGGGACUUUCCUCUGUCAGAAGGGCUGUCGAUGUGCAUGUUCCUUGCUUCACCUUUAAAGUGGAUCCUGCACUCUGCCAACCCCCCCCCCCCCGUGGAAUUCAUGACAUCAUUCCUCCGUGUUCAUUGGUAUCUUAAUGGGAGAGCAAAGCAUUGUUGCUUGCUGGGGCUGUACUUUACUGACUCCAGCAGAGCUAUUUCUGAAUCGUCACUCCUGGACAUGACAGUAAAGCCCGACCGACUCAGUCCUUCUCCUUUUUUAGUCCUACCACUUCCUCUGUGCAGCAUGUGUAAUCUCCCAACCCCAACAACCAUUACUAUCUGUGCACCUAAGAAUGAAGUUGGUCCCACUUUUAAUCCCCAUGGCAAUAGCUUCCACCUUUCUGGUUUCUCUAGGGAGAAAUCUCCUGGAUUGAAAACAUCAAACGAACUUGACCCUUUUCUAGUGUGAAGUAGAGCCGGCUGACAACACAGUCUUGUGACGGGGUUGCCUUCUGCUCUAGCUUCUUGUAAAAUUACGGCAUCCUGUCAAUUCCCCAUCGAAAAUGAAAGUUUAGAAGGCCACUGCGAUUGUGGGUGCUGUACCAAAACUGACAAAGCAACAGGAUCCUGCCCAAGGGCUUGAAAUCAAUUGGGGAAGGGAAGCUGGGCUGGAAUUGAUAGCCUAAAUCAAAAGUACUGGGAGGGAAGUUUGAUGAGAUCACGAUUGUAUUUCCAAGGGAGGGGAAAUCCCUGUCUUGCAACUUCAAAGUGCAGAUGCUGUUUUGGGACAGACUUUGACAAUACCUUAAGACAUUAUCUCUUGAAAGUCAGCCCUAGCAAUGACACAGACCUCAGCUAUGCAGCCCUAAGGUAUUUCAGCAGCCUAUUUCUCUUUAGUUCAGGCCUUUGAACAUCUCUCUCUCUCUCUCUCUGCACAGUUGUGCCUUGUUCUUGCUUUGGGAAUCUGAGUGUCUUUCUGAGAGAGGCAUAGGAAUGCAAGGAUGUAUCCCUGCUCUCUGCCUCCAGCACAUUGCCUGGCAGUGGUAGCAACACAUCUGUAGUGAUACACAGGAGGUGGCUGCCAGUGACACACAAACCUAUGUGUGAGCAAGCUGCUAGCAAACUGGAGUCAUCUUCCAGGGCAGAGACACUCUUCCUUCUUCCACACCUCUCAUUAGAUAGCUGGUCUCUUCCUUUAUUUAUUCAUGUACUUUGCUGUGGUGGCCUGUCUUACUAAGACACUUCAAACUGUCAUGCUAAAUUUUGUUUUAACACCCAGCAUAGAUUUAGGGGCAGAGUCAGAAAAAAAACCUCACACCUCAUUCUCCCUGGGGGACAGGCAAAAAAAAAAGUUGGCCCUGAAAACAACUUUGUUCAAGCUAUAGUGGACUUUGUUAUUCUUGCUUCUUGCUAACCUGAGCAAUUGGUUUGUACUAUGGUUAUGACUUUAGUGUUUAAACAAAAUAUAUUUGUCUUUUGAUGGGGCUUGUGUGCUUUGGGAUUGGGUGCCUUGAUGCUCUGUGCAGUCCUUAUCCCCUUCCUCCAAGAGAGUCUGGACACUGUCAGCGCACUAAGUCUUGAUUAAACAGUCAGUACAACUUGUUCUCUCAUCUAUUUGCAGGAGCCUAGCAAUAAGCGCGUCCGACCUCUGGCUCGGGUCACCUCCUUGGCAAACCUGAUUUCUCCUGUGAGAAAUGGUGCAGUGCGAAGAUUUGGACAGACAAUACAGGUAAGAGAGUAGAUAAGCAUGUGGGGCUGAUAUUGCAGUUGUUGGGAGGGGGGCGACUAUGGAGUAAGUAUUACCCACAGUUCUGCUGAAGAAAGGAUUUCUACAGCCUUCAGAACCGAGCCUCAUAUUCCUCUUUUUACUUUUUAAAAUGAGCAAGUUUAUAGUCCUCAUGGGUCCAGAGGGGGGAAAUUGAAGUGGAUGUUUGAGGGCAUGGAUGGCUUCUUUGUCUUCCUUCUCUUCUCCAGUCUCCAAGCACCUCUAGUGAAGCCGUAGGGUGAGGGGGACAUAGAAACUUGCUCAGUUCUUACAGUUGCAGAACUUGGAUUUAGAAUUUUUCCUCCCGACAAAUAUUUUAAUUCAGUUUUUCCACAUACCAACUGGCAUUUUGUGUCCUAACUGCCUUGUAGUCCACAUCUCUGCACAAACCUAUAAGCAAGUCAUUGGGACAAAUGAAAUUUGCAUGCUUUUGGAUGCAGAAUUCUUUUCCCCCGGUUACUUUUGCAGAUAAGGUAAAUGUGUAGAGAUGGCCCAGUCAAGACCUUGGUGCAGUUUUAUCAGGAGCAGCCUAUAAACUGAGGCCAGUGUGCAGGGGGGGGCAUUAGAUUGCCUCCUGUGCCAACACUUGAUGGCUGCAUGUGACAUACUGCAGCAUGUGCUGCAGUCUGAGUUUACCCGGCUGUUCAUAAUAGAAACGUGACCUCAGCAAAGCCUGCCAUGUAAGAUAUACCAUCCACCCCAACUGUGUAAAUACUCCUUGCUCUGGAUGCUAGUGCUCUUUCAAGCCACAAAGAACACAGCUCACAUGGCUUGUUAAUGUUACCAGAGCUGGGAGAGGUAGAAUUACACUAUUUAUGUACUUGAAACCAGAUUCUCAGCCAGCUUAACCCCAACCCUCUCCAGCUAUCCAAAAUCUGGAGUAUGGGAAGGGGAGGGUUAAGCAAAAGAGGGCAUUGGCAAAUUAGAUCUCUCAAGGCUCUGUGGUGCCAGGAUUAGCUACACACACACCCUGGCUGCUGAAGCCAUUAAGGGUGAAGUUUCUUAAGGCAGGCCUGCACAAUUUGGAAUCCACCUCCAGGGCAUGGCGUUCUGCUAGGUACUUGACAACUCACCUAUCUGUCACUUCCCUAGCGUGCAGCAAAGCCAGGAGACGUUGCAUCACAGUGGGCUGCCUUUGGCUCGCACAAGUGGGUUUGUGACAGGUUAUGUGGGCUUGAUCUUAAGGAUUUUUCCACAGGCAUUCUUCAAGAGGCUGUUGCAUUGACCAGGACGUCGUUGUGUUGUUGUGUUUGUGCUUAUGCACACAUUUUGCUGGGCUGUGCAACAUCCCUGGUUGGCAUGAAAUGCCUCGUGGCUGUUUUUCUGUACAGCGUCUGUUAAAAUACACCUAAGUUCCUAAGGUUCAUGACUGAAUUCAAACCAUCUCCUUCCCCCUUCCUGGUGUCCUACAGUCGUUCUCUCUUCGCGGCGAGAGCAAAUCUCCAGGCAGCGCGCAGAAACUGUGCAGCCGGUCAGCUGCCCCCACGCCACCGAAAAGAAGAAACAGUGUGCUUUGGUCCGAGACGUUGGAUGUCAACAUGAAAGAGACGCUGAGCACCAAAGAAAUCAAGCGCCAAGAGGUAUGCCUCCAGUGGGGCAACCCCAACAGCCAGCCCCAGAUGGAUGGGGCUGUUAGAAUUCAGCACAGAAUUGGGAUUUCUGAGCAUCUUGGCUGCUGUUUGAGAGGGAAAAGAGCAAUAUGUUUAUAGUCCUCGUGGUCUCCGGAGGCAUGUUAAGAUGACCUGUCGGCAGUGUAAAGAGAAGCACCCAGUGUUCAGGAGGCAGCAAUCAUGUUUCCAGCUCCCCAUUUAUGACAGCUAACCUCCUGCCACCACCAUAUCCCCAGAUCUGCAGAAGGCAUUACUUUGCUGCCUGGAAUAAGGCAAAGGAACUGGGCAAGUAGAUACAUGAGAAGAAGAUUGCAUAAAUAGUGUGCUCUCUGGUUUUGCAUUUCUAUGAUGCAGCUUGGUGGUAGUGGGGGAGAGGGAGGAGGCCUCAGUUGUUCAGUGUGUAGAAGAUAGUGGCAGAAGAGUUUUGAAGAACUGCUCUCUUCUCCAAAAUGAAGGUGCUUCUGUCCCACCACAUUCCUUAAAAAACAGAUUAAAUUCCCCCUCCGAAUCUUGACUGAUAAUAUAUUCCCCCUGGCCGAGGCCCCAACAUGGGAGACAAUAUACUUCGUAUUGGGCAUAAAAAAAUGAUUAAUUCUCAAACGCCAUCUUUAUGACUCAUGCUAGCUGGUGAUCCAGACCAAAGUUACGCAUUAAUACAAAUGACUGAAGCAGCAAACGAGAAAAAGAGGGCCAAAGUUCAACCCUCUGGGUGAGUUCAGCACUUCACACUGAAGUCUAACGCGUCCCAGUGUUUGAUUUGGCAUGAUCUCGCAGCUUCAAAGCCUCCUUUCACGACAAGGAGUUUACUUUUCUCAGCAAUGAUUCAAGCCAUUCCCUUCCGUUUUGGCCCUUAAGCCCAGGUGGGCGGUUGCAGCUCAACGGUUGAGCUUCCCCCCUUUUGGGCUGCAGAGCGGCUGGCUUCUUGAUCAAAACGGUUUGGGCUAUACCGGUGGGGCUUGAUUGGCUGUUGCUUUGCUGCUGCUUCAACAUAAGUGGCUAGUGGAAUAGUCUGUGGUCAGCAAAACCUCCAAAACCCGGAAGUGGUACAUUUUUUUACUUCAGCAGCUGUUAUUUCUAGGGCAAUAAAAUGGAGACAGUUCUGAUAUUUCCCCCACUUUUUGUUCGCAGGCGAUCUACGAAAUGUCUCGGGGUGAGCAGGAUUUGAUUGAGGACCUGAAGCUUGCCAGAAAGGUUAGUAUCUUUCUCUGCUUCCUUUUAUAUUGAUGACACUGCAAAUCAAUAUACCGUAUUUUUCGCUCUAUAAGACGCACCAGACCACGAGACGCACCUUGUUUUUGGAGGAGGAAAACAAAAAAAAUAUAUAUUCUGAAUCUCAGAAGCCAGAACAGCAAGAGGGAUCGCUGCGCAGCGAAAGCAGCGAUCCCUCUUGCUGUUCUGGCUUCUGGGAUAGCUGCGCAGCCUGCAUUCGCUCCAUAAGACGCACACACAUUUCCCAUUACAUUUUAGGAGGGAAAAAGUGAGUCUUAUAGAGCAAAAAAUAUGGUAUUUGUUAGCUUUUCACCCCCCACUCCAAACUGCAGCUGCACUGUAAUGCCCUGUCAAGCUGUUUUUUAUUUUUAUUUUUUGUAAUUUCCCAUCCUUCCUUGUUGACAGGCUUACCAUGACCCCAUGCUGAAGCUGUCCAUCAUGUCUGAAGAAGAGCUCACUCACAUCUUUGGGGACUUGGAUUCCUAUAUCCCUUUGCAUGAAGGUGAGCUUCUCCACCCCAGCCUCCCAAAAACCAAACCUCCAGCACUCAUGAAUUCAUGUAAAUGUGCCACAUUCUCUGCCCGUCACAUCAAAGUACAGUGGUGCCCCGCAAGACGAAUGCCUCGCAAGACGGAAAACCCGCUAGACGAAAGGGUUUUCCGUUUUUGAGUUGCUUCGCAGGACGAAUUUCCCUAUGGGCUUGCUUCGCAAGACGAAAAUGUCUUGCGAGUCUAGAGAUUUUUUUUUCGCUUUCCCCCCCCCUUUAUCUAAUCUGCUAAGCCUUUAAUAGCCUUUAAUAGCCUUUUAGCAGCUAAUCCCCUAAGCCUUUAAGCCUAUAAUAGCCGCUAAACCGCUAAUAGCGCUAAUCCGUUAAGCCGCUAAUAGGGUUGCUUCGCAAGACGAAAAAACCGCUAGACGAAGACUCUCGCGGAACGGAUUAAUUUCGUCUUGCGAGGCACCACUGUAGCUCAAAAAACCGGCCUAUAAAAUGUUAAAACCAUAAUGCAUCUGCCACAAAAUACUCACAUAAAAUUCCAUGUGCAGACAGCACAGGGCUGCCUAUGGCAAAAGCUUUCUGAAAGCUUCAGGUUUUUAAAAGGUAAAGGUAAAGGGACCCCUGACCAUUAGGUCCAGUCGUGACCGACUCUGGGGUUGUGGCGCUCAUCUCGCUUUACUGGCCGAGGGAACCGGCGUACAGCUUCCGGGUCAUGUGGCCAGCAUGACCAAGCCGCUUCUGGCGAACCAGAGCAGCGCACGGAAAUGCCGUUUACCUUCCCGCCAGAGUGGUACCUAUUUAUCUACUUGCACUUUGACGUGCUUUCGAACUGCUAGGUUGGCAGGAGCAGGGACCAAGCAACAGGAGCUCACCCUGUCGUGGGGAUUUGAACCACCGACCUUCUAGAUCAGCAAGUCCUAGGCUCUGUGGUUUAACCCACAGCGCCACCUGCAUCCAGUCAGGUUUUUACCUGACUGUAAAUUGUCCGUGGCGAGGGCUGUUUCAUACACCCACCAGCAAAGUGCUGCUGAAUGCCACUGCAGAGAGAAGGGCUGGCCAGCUCCUCCAGCAGACCUCUUCUGCGAUGUGGAGCAGGGGUUUUCUGCAGAUCUAAAGCCACAUGAGAAGAAGCCUUCUCCGUGGUGCAGAGGUGGAAGGCUUUGAACGUCAUCCCCAGCACUCUGCACUUGCGUUGAUUACUGUUUUAAAUGUGAAUUAAAAAAAAUAUGUGUAUGUUGAGAAGAGUGUCCUGGUACUAAUCCCCUUUUGUGUUUAUCUUGCAGACUUUCUGGCCAGGCUGGGGGAAGCGACGAGGCCAGAUGGGACAGUGGAGCAAAUUGGACCCAUUCUUGUGAAAUGGGUGAGUGACCCUCGGAUCUCUCUCCCUCUGUCCCUUACGGGAGAUCAACCAUCCAAAAUUCAUGGGAACAUUGGCUUUGGAAAGUCAUGAGAUCCUACAAUUAAGCUGACGUGUGUUGCUCCGGAUUUCAUUUGCAUAAUGAACUUUUCAAGCCGAAUUGACUUGCAUUUCUGUCUGGUUGCUUGCCAGUUAAUUUGAGAUGAGCAACGACAACAAACAUCUGAGGCCUGCUUCUCACGUUAUUCGCCUCCUCCCAGCCUCAGUUACUCAUCUACAACAUGAGAAUGAUAGUAACCUAACUUACAGGGCUGUUGUGUAAGGGUUACUGAGAUAACCUGUAUGAAGUAACCUGGGCACUUGAAAUAAACCGUGCUAAAAGAAAUUUUGUACACUGCAACUGUGAACAGGUAUAUUAGCACUCCAAAAAGACAGAAAGGAUUUGCUGUGAAAAUUAAAAACUAAGAAACAAGAGAGGGGAGGAGGAGGAAGUCUAGAAAGGAAGUUAAUGGAGAUGGUAAAGAACUACAUUUUUCUAUUUUUCUGUUUUUCUUUUUUUCUUUUUGCGGCUGGGUUUUCUUUUCUUUUCUUUAAUAUUUUUGUAUUACUUUUGUUAUUUUUGUAUUUUCAACUUUUUUUGGAAAUUUUGUUGUUAUCCUUUGAAAAUUUAAUAAAUAUCAAUUUAAAAAAAAAAAAAAAGGUAUAUUAGCACUCCAGGCUGAAAAAGUACGGUAUAUGAUGGAGUUCAUAAGUCCUCUCUUGAAGUUUUGCACUUUUGAAGAUCUUCACAUGAGGGUAGAUGGGCUUCACUUAACCAAAAGGCAGCUAUGAACUCCAGAGGAAUUGGCUAUGGAAUGUGCCCCUUGCUUUCUUCUCUCCCUGCUAUAUUCUUCACAGUGGGAGCUGCAUAAUUGGAAUUCCUCACGUUCAUAUAGAACACUGUAGUGCACCUAGCAGAUUGCCUGACUCAUUCAAGUGGGGAGGGGCGGCAGUUCUGAAGCAGCAGUUUACAAAUGCCCUUGCACCGUCUUUUCUAGCUACCAGGACUGAAUGCGUACAAGGCCUAUUGCAGCAACCAGUUGGCAGCUAAAGCUCUCCUGGACCAGAAGAAGCAAGACCGCCGAGUCCAGGACUUCCUCCAGCGUUGCCUUGAAUCUCCUUUCAGCCGCAAGCUGGACCUCUGGAGCUUUCUGGAUAUCCCUCGGAGUCGCUUGGUCAAGUACCCUCUCCUCCUGAAGGAAAUCCUGAGGCAUACACCCAACGAUCACCCCGACGUUCAGAUUCUGGAAGAAGCAGUAAGUGCCUGGGGAUUCUCUGCACAGAGCUUCUAAUAUAUUAAUGAUUGUAGAGUUGAAAGGGAACCCCAAGGGUCAUCUAGUCCAGCCCCCCGCAAUGCAGGAAUCUCAGCUAAAGCAUCCAUGACAUAUGGCCAUCCAACCUUUCCUUAAAACCCUCCGGUGAAGGAGAGUCCACCACCUUCCGAGUGAGUCCGUUCCACUGUCAAACAGCACUUACUGUCAGAAAGUUCUUCCUGAUGUUUAAUCGGAAUCUUCUUUCCAUAGUAAAGUACCUUUUUAAAACCAAGUCCCACCUUACAAACUGUCUCUUUCUUGCAGUUUGUUGAAUGAUGGAUCAGAUUAGGUGGAAAUGGCCACUCUCAAUUAGUACUAGUUGACGUUCUUUUAAAUACGUUGUUAAAUGCGGCAGGCCCAACACCAGGCACAAAAGCAAAGGGAGAGGUCUGAUUCGUGGGGGUUCCAGCUGCCAGGAAGUUCUCCUGCGCAAGUCCCAUUGAAAUGGGUUGGGAGCUUUGCAAGCACAAAGCAGUGCUCUUCCAAGGGCUUCUGCUCACCGCGGUGCAGUUUUGUAGGAAACUGCUUUGUGUGUUGUACUCCACUUGCCAGUUGGAGUUUCUACCCCAGCCCCAAAACGUCUUGGGCAGUCCUGCUUGGCUCAAGCAAUUGAACAUUCUGUUUCUGUUUUGUGUUGUGGUAAUCGUCAGGGGUCCCUGUACUCGGUUGAGUAAGGCCCUGUCCCAUGUAUCUUCCCAAUCCAUUGCCUGUAUUGAGGCCUGUGCUCUCGCUGCCCGACUUCAGUUAUCAAGCAGCAUUAAUUGGUGGACGCUUUGCUUUUAGAUCUCCAUAAUCCAGGGAGUCCUCUCUGACAUCAACUUGAAGAAAGGGGAGUCUGAAUGUCAGUAUUACAUUGACAAGCUGGAGUACCUCGACGAGAAGCAGAGAGACCCACGAAUCGAAGCGAGCAAAGUGCUGCUUUGCCACGGGGAGCUGAAGAACAAGAACGGCCAUGUAAGUACCUGAUUUUACAGAGGUGAUGCUACAGAUGCUUCCAUCCUGCAGCCACAACACCUGCCAAGGAACUGCAGAGUGAAACGGCACCACCUUAAAGCAAAGGGUGGAAUGGUCCAGAACUUGGCCUGUCUCAAAUUCUUGAGGGCGGUGCAUCUUUUAACCCUCUAGAAAUAAGUGCCCAGGAUCUGCCACUUUUACCUCUCAAUCUGUUCUCUCUUUUUUAAAAGAGAAGACUAUCUUGCUGUGACAGAAUUGGCACCCCUUUCCCCCCACUUUCUUUCCAGCCCUUGACUUUGGUUCCAGGUCAUUAAAAAACCCAUUAAGAGGCAUCAGGCAACAAUUAAGACACCGAAAGCAGGGCUGGCAUCUGCCCAGGUUGCAGAUGGCUGUGAAAUAAUUAGCAUAAAGUUACUACAGAAAGCACGGCACGCAUUUUGCUGGGGGGUCAAGAGGUAUUUCCUGCGGGCUCCCAGUGAUGUAAUGCAUCCCUUAGAUUCUUCCAAGUAUGUAAUCUUUUGGGCUUGAAGAAAACUGACGACAGCUUAGAGUCUAAAGCGGCUCUCUAAAAGCUUGGCCGGUGCUGCUGCUCAAAAAUAGAAGCUGGAACCUGAAGGGGUUGCUUGGCCUUCCUCCCAGCUAUGAGCAAAACGUCUUGUCAUAGGUCAGCGCAACCUAUUUUGUAGUCAAAACUAUCUUGUGUCUCCCUGGCUGGCAGCCCUGCAUCAUUAGUGGCUCUGGCAAUGCGAGUCCUCUAGCGUUAUCGUGGUUGUCUGCCUAUGGAGAUCUGGUGCUUAUUUGGAGUUGUUCCGCUGACCCAGUUUGCUUGAGCAUUUUCUCUGACUGCCAGCACAGACUCCUGUGCCUUGGGCAGGUCUUUCAAGCAAGGGCCCCUUGGAGCCUUUCAACUGGAGAAGUGCCUAAUACCGUAUUUUUUGCUGUAUAAGACGCACCAGACCACAAGACACACCUAGUUUUUGGAGGAGGAAAACAAGAAAAAAAAUAUUCUGAAUCUCAGAAGCCAGAACAGCAAGAGGGAUUGCUGCGCAGUGAAAGCAGCAAUCCCUCUUCUGUGAUAGCUGUGCAGCCUGCAUUCACUCCAUAAGACGCACACAAGAUUUCCCCUUACUUUUUAGGAGGGAAAAAGUGAGUCUUAUACAGCAAAAAAUACGGUAAUUCUGCAUGUAGCAUGUAUAUAUAUGUAUUUUGUUCCAAUUUAAGAUCUUGACCAAAGCUUUCCCUCCCCCCUCCAGAAGCUCUACGUCUUCCUUUUCCAAGAUAUAUUGGUUCUAACUCGGCCUGUGACACGUAACGAGCGUCAUUCUUACCAAGUGUACCGGCAGCCGAUACCCGCUCAGGACCUGGUGCUCGAAGACUUGCAAGAUGGCGACGUGAAAAUGGGAGGAUCCUUUCGAGGUGCCUUUGGCAAUUCCGAUAAAGGUAUGAAGCAAAUAGGCUCACAUCCUUCGACAAUUCUGUCCGAAGGCUGGCUUGUAUGCAGCUGUCUUUGCUUUAAUGGGAAUUUGUCGGGAUUAGUCUCCUUUCUCCUGGAUUUUGGCAUAAGCUUCCACACAAAUCCAGAUUGGGACUUGCCAGGCCCUGAAAAAAUAUUCACAUUGGUCCUGAAUAUGACUCAUGAUUUGGAUGUAGGUCAAACAUUCGUGAAAACCUUUCAGCAAAUGAAAACCGCUGGGUGGUGGGGAGCUGGGAGGGAGAUUUUGGAGACUCAGGAAUGUGUGUCAAAGUAGUUGGGCAAGCGAACCUCUAUGACCAUUGCUCAGUUAAAAAGGUAAAGGGACCCCUCACUGUUAAGUCCAGUCGCGGACGACUCUGGGGUUGCACGUUCAUCUCGCUUUACUGGCCGAGGGAGCCGGCGUUUGUCUGCAGACAGCUUCCGGGUCAUGUGGCCAGCAUGACUAAGCCGCUUCUGGAGAACCAGAGCAGUGCACGGAAACGCCGUUUACCGUCCCUCCGGAGUGGUACCUAUUUAUCUACUUGCACUUGACAUGCUUUCGAGCUGCUAGGUGGGCAGGAGCUGGGACCAAGCAACAGGAGCUCACCCCGUCGCGGGGAUCCGAACCACCGACCUUCUGAUCGGCAAGCCCUAGGCUCUGUGGUUUAGACCACAGCGCCACCCACAUCCUUAUUGCUCAGUUAACUCGUGUCAAUCAGCAUUCUUGAAGCUCCAUUCUGAUGACAUCUCUCCUCCCCUUGUUUCCCCCCUCUGCAGCUAAGAACAUCUUCCGGGUCCGCUUCCGAGACCCAGCUCCCGGCCAGUCCCACACGCUGCAGGCCAACGACAUCUUCCACAAGCAGCAGUGGUUCAACUGCAUCCGGGCGGCCAUUGGGCCUUACCAGCUGAGCGCUGCCCCUUGCGAGCUCAAAGAGCUGCCGGAGCUCAGCGAAGAGGCAGAGGAGAACAACCCCGCUGUGCCCAGUGCCAAAAUCAAGAGGAGGCCGUCCACCCUCUCCGGCAGCCUCCACAUGGAGCUGGACGAGAACGGCGUGGAGUGCAGCUCAGUCACGGACAUGGCGGCGGAUGAGGCCAAGAACCCCAAGCCGUACCGGAUGCACUCUGGGCUCCGGAGGACGAGGGAGAGAGCCCAGCUCAGUGGCAAGCGGAAAGAGACACUCGUUUGAAGGGUUCGGAAGCCCUUCUCCCCCCUGUUUAUUUAUAAAUAAAAAGUGUACAUUUCCUUUCCUGUAAUGUGAGGAUGGUUACUCCUUCUGAAUAUAAAUGUCUGUGGUCUUUUUGUUUGUGUUUUCGUUCUCCUUUGAUGGCAGCUACUGGUUUUCAGCAAACACUGUUGAACUAGAGUCUGGUUCUGUAAAGCAACGACUCUGAUUUUUGGGGUUACAAAGUGGGUUUUGAGAACGUUGCAUCUGUGAGGAACGUUUUGGAGCAAGCUUCAGCUGUUGCCAAGGAGCUGUGAAUUUUUGAGGCUUGAUUCCCAAAGAAAAUAGAGCAGACCCAUCUUUAAAAGCGUGUUUUAUUUCUCUCUCAGCAGUUCUACAUGGAAAAAUGCUCCUUAUUUAAAAUUUGAGUUUUCUUUGGCUUGUGGAGUGAUUCUGAUUGAUGCAGUUCCCCCUAGGCUGUUAAAUCUGGUUUAUUUCAGCCCUUACUAUAGAAGGAAGGUGGUCUGAGACCUGCAACCCACAUUUCUCAGAGAAACAGACUCCAAAGUUCAACAGGUUUCCAUUUUACUGACUGGAAUUCUGUACCUAAUUUUUGUUUGUUCGUUGUACAUUCCUUGUGUGAAUUGACAUGACCUGCCAAGUAUUUAAUCUUGUUUUAUUAUUAUUAUUUUUACCUGAAUACAUUUGUAGAGAACUUUUGUACUUUGAUUUCAUUGUAUUUCUCAACAUCCGAAUUGGCGUUUUUCUUCCUUUUUUUUUUUUAAGUACUUGAUGGGUGUGUGUGAGUGAGAAGAGAGCAUGUGUUGGUAUGUUAUGUAUAUUUAAAAGCCAGUUCAGGACUUUUCAAGGUGAAACAAAGCCAUAUGUUCUUGAGCCAUUGGAAAAAUGGGAGAACAGAGUUUUUACCCCCAUCCCCCAAACUGACCUGGGGUGCCUGUGCCUUUAAAACAGCUCUACUUCAGCAGAGAGAAGGUGCCGUGUAAGCAGAAUUCUGUAUUUCCUUUUAAAGGUACAGGAGAACCUAGGUGGUCCGCAAGUUUGGCAAUCUUACGGGGAGGGAAGAUUUGAGGUCCGUUUUGAUGUAGCAUUUUGGGUUGGCCACAGGCCCGUAGAGUGCCUUGUGUACUCCGAACUACUGAAAGCAGAUCGCAGUGGACGCAGAAGGCUUAGGGAAUGUCGCAGAAGGUUUAGGGAAAGAGGAGAUUAUACUACAGAGAGCACAAAAGGGAUGAGGUCUUUAGAAGGGGAGCAUCAGAAAGGUGCAUUUGGAAGCAAUAGGAGGCACAGUGUAUGUAGCAAGACUUGGUAGGAGGUGGUGUUAGCGAGGAAACGGAAGGAAACGGGUGAAGUCCUUACUUGCGGUUUUGAGGUCGUCCCCCCUCCUUAAUUUCAAGGAAGGAGGGCAGUUUACCUUAGUGUAACGCAAACUAGCAGGAAGAAACUUUGAACGCUUCUAGUAGAGCAUCUGAAGCACUUCCAAAAAUUAGCCGAGUUCUGCAAGUUUUCUUUUUCUUUUUGAGGGGGAAUUUCUGGUGCAGAAGAACCAUCAGGCUAGAAGCUAGAAUGGGGAUGAAAUUCUGGAAACAAAUGUAAAUGAUAAAACAACCAAAGCACAACGACUCUGUAAAAAUGUUUGUGUUUUUGUACAGUGUUAAGUGUGGUGUACAAUUAAAACUUCCUGCAUAUUUC
Podarcis lilfordi (Lilford's wall lizard) is the source of this 66678-nucleotide messenger RNA. Lineage: Eukaryota; Metazoa; Chordata; Lepidosauria; Squamata; Lacertidae. The record is from the annotation of a GenBank genome assembly.